AUGGAUGAAAUGCUUGUUGUCGUCUUGUUGUCUCUGUUGUGUCAAUUUGUAUGUUACCAAGAGCAUGUAAGUAAUGCCAAUGCAAUGUGCCAUUUGUUUUUUUAUAACCCAAUAUCGUAUCUCCUUUUUGUAGUUUGAAUACUAUAACUCAGUGCGAAUUAAUGAGAAGGAUGAGUUGGAUAAUUAUGUGGAGCUUGGGAAAGAGUUCAUUCUUGAGGCAAACGAGCACUUUAAUAAUCUGAGGGUGAACACAACCCUCAGUAAUAUCCAGCUUCCCACCAAUGUCUACAAUAAAGGUGAGGGUUUCUGUGGUCUCAUGCUGGUGGGUCUGAAGUCUGCUUAUCACACUACGGUAUCAAUCAGGACUUUAAUAUUGUAAAUUGUAUAUGCAUCUUUGAAUCAACAUAUAAUACAUUUAUAACACGUGUUCUAAUUAUAUUUUUUAUUUGUUUAGAAUUUUUUUUUUCACAAGCCCAAUCUUAAAAAUUAGAAAUGUUCAAACAAACACUCAAAAUAAAUAAUCCUUAACAAACACCCUCACUUUUUGAGAAUUUUAAGCAUUCUUAUCAUUGCAGUGUUUAAAUGUUUUCCUUCUGACUUUUCUCAGUGAUACAAGAGUUAAUGAUAAUCUUUCCCCUGUACAGACCCUGACAUUCUGAAUGGUGUUUACAUGUCGGAAGCACUGAAUCCCAUAUUUGUCGAUAAUUUUCAGCGGGACCCCACGCUCACCUGGCAGUACUUUGGCAGUUCCACUGGCUUCUUCAGGUUGUACCCAGGUGACUACUAAUUGUCUAUGCGGUAUCUAUACUAUCUGGUUACCAGUCUGGUUUACUCUGGGACUAGUUACCAUAUAUACCAGGGGUAGGCAACCUUCGGCACUCCAGAUGUUGUGGGUUACAUCCCCAAUAAUGCUCUUACACCCAUAAUGCUGGCAAAGCAUCAUGGGAGGUGUAGUCCAAAACAUCUGCGGUGCCAAAGGUUGCCUAUGCCUGAUAUAUACCCUAUAGUUGGUAUAACUAUACUGCUAGUGUCUGUACUGAUUCGCUAGUAUGUACACCGGUAUGAUUGUUCACUAGUAUGUAUAUUGAUAUGACUGCUAGCUAAUCUAGUUUGUUGGUAUGACUGCUUGGUAUACUAUAUAUUGGUAUUAAAGCUCACUAGAAUGUAUAUUAGUUUGACUGUUUACUAGUCUCUAUAUCGGUAUGAUGGUUUGCUAGUAUGUAUUUUAAUGACUUUGCUAGUUUAUAUAUAUAUAUAUAUAUAUAUAUAUAUAUAUAUAUAUAUAAUGGUUUACUACUAUGUAUGGACAUGACUUACCAGUCUGUAUUUUGGUAUGACGGUAUGUUAACGUGUACAUUGAUAUUAUUAUUAUUGUUAUUUGCUAGUAUGUAUAUUAUUAUGAUAUUGAUAUUACUAGUUUGUAUAUUUGUGUGAUUAGUAUAAUGUCUUACUGGUCAUUAUAUUGUAUUGUUGCUCAGUAGUGCGCAUAUUGAUCCACACCUCCACGGAGGAACAAAUCACUGUGACAUUUUUUCUGUCUUCAUUUUUUCUCAAGGACUUUUAAGGUGUUUAUGGGUGCAUGAAAUGUAACUUACUGUCAUUUAUCUAUACGCUACAGUAAACAUUACAUUUAGAGUGUGGGAAAUAAACUGCUUUCUUUCAUAAUUUAAUCAUACGGUCAACAAAAAGGAGUGUAUGACAUGCAGGGUGCAGCAGACAGUGUGCUUGUGGUGACACAUUAUUUUACAUAGUCUUCCUUAUUUUUCUGUCCUGCAAGCUGUGGCUCCUAACUACUAAUAGGCAGAUUGGAACGAUUGUUUAGGGAAUAUGAUGACACAUUUACCUUAAUGUUGGUAAUGUUAAGGUGGAACUGUUAAUCAGAGCUUGUCUAAUUCAGGUAUUAAAUGGGUACCAGAUGAAAAUGGAGUGAUCUCGUUUGACUGCAGGAAUCGGGGCUGGUAAGAGUUAUGCAUUAAGCUUAUCACUCCACCUUCCCUUCCAGCUCUGCAUUUCACUCCCCCUUCCUAUUUAUUUCUGUGCAUUUUUGAUCUUCAUUUUCCAUAUGUUUCAGGUUUAGUUUCCAUCCUUUUUUGUCAUUCUCCUGCACAAUUUAUUUAGCGAUUUACCCCAUUUUCUGUGUUUUCACUAUUACAGUUCCACUCACCAUCAAUUACAUUUUAUUCCACUCGCUACGACUAUUACUACUUCACUUUAUCACCCAUCCCCUUUUCAUCCACUAGCUAUGACUAUUAUUCAUUAUUCCACAUACAAUCUACAUUCUUUCCAUCUCUUGUGGCUAUACAUUUUCACCAACAAUGUCUCAUUAUUCCCGUUACUGUCCCCAUUCCUUUCUACUAACUAUGCCUCAUUCCAUUCAUCAUCCCCAUUCCAUUCUACUAGCUGUACCUCACUUCAUUUACCAUUCCCAUUCCAUUUUGCUAGUUAUAACCCAUUUCAUUUUACCAGCUGUUUCUCGCUCUAUUCCUCAUUCAGUUCUAGUAGCUGUGCUUCAUUCCACUCACCAUCCACAUUCUAUUCUGCUAGCUGUGCCUCAUUCCAAUUACCAUCCCCAUUCCAUUCUACAAGCUGUACCUCACUCCAUUCCCAUCCCAUUCUUGUAGCUGUGCAUCAUUCCACUCACCAUUCAUAAUUCCAUUCUGCUAGCUGUGCUUCAUUCCACUCACCAUCCCCAUUACAUUCUACUGUGUCUCACUCCACUCACCAUUCCUAUUCCAUUCUACUAGCUGUACCUCAUUCCACUCACCAUCCCCAUUCCAUUCUACUAGCUGUGUCUCACUCGACUCACCAUGCAUCAUUCCAUUCUACUAGCUGUGCCUCAUUCCACUCACCAUCCCCAUUCCAUUCUACUAGCUGUGUCUCACUCGAUUCACCAUUCAUCAUUCCAUUCUACUAGCUGUGCCUCAUUCCACUCACCAUCCCCAUUCCAUUCUACUAGCUGUGUCUCACUCGAUUCACCAUUCAUCAUUCCAGUCUACUAGCUGUACCUCAUUCCACUCACCAUCCCCAUUCCAUUCUACUAGCUGUGCCUCGCUCCACUCACCAUUCAUCAUUCCAUUCUGCUAGCUGUGCCUCAUUCCAUUCACCAUUCCCAUUCCAUUCUACUAGCUGUGCCGCAUUCCACUCACCAUUCAUCAUUCCAUUCUACUAGCUGUACCUCAUUCCACUCACCAUCCCCAUUCCAUUCUACUAGCUGUGUCUCAUUUCAUUCACCAUCCCCAUUCUCCUAGCUGUGCCUCAUUCCACUCACCAUCCCCAUUCUCCUAGCUGUGCCUCAUUCCACUCACCAUUCAUCAUUCCAUUCUGCUAGCUGUGCCUCAUUUCAUUCACCAUCCCCAUUCCAUUCUACUAGCUGUGCCUCAUUCCAUUCACCAUCCCCAUUCCAUUCUAGUGGCUGUACCUCAUUCCAUUCACCAUUCCAUUCUGCUAGCUGUGCCUCACUCCACUCACCAUUCAUCAUUCCAUUCUACUAGCUGUGCCUCAUUCCACUUACCAUCCCCAUUCCAUUCUACUAGCUGUGCCUCAUUCCACUCACCAUUCAUCAUUCCAUUCUGCAAGUUGUGCCUCAUUUAAUUCACCAUCCCCAUUCCAUUCUACCAGCUGUACCUCAUUCCAUUCACCAUCCCCAUUUAAUUCUACUAGCUGUACCUCAUUCCACUCACCAUCCCCAUUCCAUUCUACUAGCUGUGCCUCAUUUCAUUCACCAUCCCCAUUCCAUUCUACUAGCUGUGCCUCAUUCCAUUCACCAUCCCCAUUCCAUUCUAGUGGCUGUACCUCAUUCCAUUCACCAUUCCAUUCUGCUAGCUGUGCCUCACUCCACUCACCAUUCAUCAUUCCAUUCUGCUAUCUGUGCAACAUUCCAUUCACCAUCCCCAUUCCAUUCUACUAGCUGUGUCUCAUUCCACUCACCAUUCAUCAUUCCAUUUUACUAGCUGUGUCUCAUUUCAUUCACCAUCCCCAUUCCAUUCUACUAGCUGUGCCUCAUUCCACUCACCAUCCCCAUUCCAUUCUACUAGCUGUGUCUCACUCCACUCACCAUUCAUCAUUCUAUUCUACUAGCUGUGCCUCAUUUCACUCACGAUCCCCAUUCCAUUCUACUAGCUCUGCCUCAUUCCACUCACCAUUCAUCAUUCCAUUCUGCUAGCUGUGCCUCAUUCCAUUUACCAUCCCCAUUCCAUUCUGCUAGCUGUGCCGCAUUCCACUCACCAUCCCCAUUCCAUUCUACUAGCUGUGCCUCAUUCCACUCACCAUUCAUCAUUACAUUCUGCUAGCUGUGCCUCAUUUAAUUCACCAUCCCCAUUCCAUUCUACUAGCUGUACCUCAUUCCAUUCACCAUCCCCAUUUAAUUCUACUAGCUGUACCUCAUUCCACUCACCAUCCCCAUUCCAUUCUACUAGCUGUGCCUCAUUUCAUUCACCAUCCCCAUUCCAUUCUAAUAGCUGUUCCUCAUUCCACUCACCAUCCCCAUUCCAUUCUACUAGCUGUGCCUCUUCCACUCACCAUUCAUCAUUCCAUUCUACUAGCUGGCUCACUCCAUUACCAUUCAUCAUUCCAUUCUACUAGCUGUGCCUCAUUCCAUCACCAUUCAUCAUUCCAUUCUGCUAGCUGUGCCCAGAUUCCAUUCUACUAGCUGUACCUCAUUCCAUUCACCAUCCCUAUUUAAUUUACUAGCUGUACCUCAUUCCACCCACCAUCCCUAUUCCAUUCUACUCAGCUGUGCCUCAUUUCAUUCACCAUCCCCAUUCCAUUCUCAGCUGUGCCUCGUUCCACUCACCAUCCCUCAUUCCAUUCUACUAGCUGUGUCUCACUCCACUCACCAUUCAUCAUUCCAUUCUACUAGCACUCUCAUUCCACUACCAUCCCCAUUCCAUUCUACUAGCUGUGCCUCAUUCCACUCACCAUUCAUAAUUCCAUUCUGCUAGCUGUGCCUCAUUUAAUUCACCAUCCCCAUUCCAUUCUACUAGCUGUACCUCAUUCCAUUCACCAUCCCCAUUUAAUUCUACUAGCUGUACCUCAUUCCACUCACCAUCCCCAUUCCAUUCUACUAGCUGUGCCUCAUUUCAUUCACCAUCCCCAUUCCAUUCUACUAGCUGUGCCUCAUUCCUCUCACCAUCCCCAUUCCAUUCUACUAGCUGUGUCUCACUCCACUCACCAUUCAUCAUUCCAUUCUACUAGCUGUGCCUCAUUCCACUUACCAUCCCCAUUCCAUUCUACUAGCUGUGCCUCAUUCCACUCACCAUUCAUCAUUCCAUUCUGCAAGUUGUGCCUCAUUUAAUUCACCAUCCCCAUUCCAUUCUACCAGCUGUACCUCAUUCCAUUCACCAUCCCCAUUUAAUUCUACUAGCUGUACCUCAUUCCACUCACCAUCCCCAUUCCAUUCUACUAGCUGUGCCUCAUUUCAUUCACCAUCCCCAUUCCAUUCUAAUAGCUGUUCCUCAUUCCACUCACCAUCCCCAUUCCAUUCUACUAGCUGUGCCUCACUCCACUCACCAUUCAUCAUUCCAUUCUACUAGCUGUGUCUCACUCCAUUCACCAUUCAUCAUUCCAUUCUACUAGCUGUGCCUCAUUCCAUUCACCAUCCCCAUUCCAUUCUACUAGCUGUGCCUCACUCCACUCACCAUCCCCAUUCCAUUCUACUAGCUGUGUCUCACUCCACUCACCAUUCAUCAUUCCAUUCUGCUAGCUGUGCCUCAUUCCAUUCACCACCCCCAUUCUAUUCUCUGUUCAACUACAUUUACUUUUUCUUUUCCUCAGAAAUAACUAAUUUCUUUCUCAGUGCCUUUCUCCUAUUUUUCCCCUUUUUCCAUUUGUUAUUCAUGCCUCACACUCUCAUUUAUUUUUCUCUGUGCUUGCCAUACAUUUCUUUAUGUGUCUAUAAUACUUCCACAUAUUAUCUGUUUCUUUCCUGUUCAGUUCUAUGUUGUCUUCAAGUCAUUUCUCUAUAAGUCUCUUCAUUUAUAUUUACAUGCCAUCCCCACUUCCCUAUGGUCUUCUCUAUUCAUUCCUCCGCACCUCCCCAUUAGUUUACCCAUGGCCUUCCCCAUUAAAUUGUUCCUCCUCAUUCAUUUAUCAGUGUUCCUCGUCUUCUAUCUUUGUGACCUCGGCCAUCACUCUAUGUUUUAUGUAUUAGUUGCUCUGUCAUACCUUCUCUCUACUCUUCUAUUCCAUUUCUUUUUUGUUAUUAUGUUAAUUGUCAUGCUUUUUGCAGUGAUUUUCUUUCUGCAUAUGAAUUACAUUUUGAAUAAAGUACGCUUUGCCUUUUUAGUUAUUUCUUUAGCUUUUCUUGUGAUUUUUGGGCCAUAAAUAAAAUGCCGUCUCUCUGUUUAUAAAUAGUUGUAUAAUUUUAGCUACUAGCUGUAUUUACUAGGCAUGCUGCUGAUGAUGCAGUUAUAUUUUCUCACUGCAAUAAAUAUUAAGGUUUGUUUGCAAGAAAAGAACUUGCAAAAUGAACUCCAUGACAUGCUCUGAGCGACAGGUAUCAUAUGUUUGAAGUUCUAAAUUAAAUGAUCUAAAAGUAGUCGUUGUGUGCAGUGCCAGUUGUUUGUUUUUUUUUGUUAAAUAAUUUUUGCGUGGUUUUAAAAAAAUGUGGAGCUUUCCCAGCAUCCAUUAUCCAGCCCUUUUGCUCUGCUUAGAUAAGCAAAAAUAUGAUAUUUGCAAUAAAUAUAUAGAUAUUUCCACAUUUGCAUGGCAGAGAUGCAAGCACUGUGUUUGCCUGCCCCCAUUACUCAAAGGCUGUCAUUGAUUGGAGUACAUUGGACAAAGUGACAAUCCGUGGCAUCAGAGGAGCAAAGUUUUUGGGUACUGGGGACAGAUAACCAGGAGAUGGCAAUCAAAGAAUCAUUGCCCUAUGACCACUACAAGAAGCCUUAGUUGUUAAGCUCCUUAAUCUCUGGAGCCCUAGUGGGCAGUAGAGCCUUGGUACACUUGCAAGCCGUAUCUCCCUGCUCCCCAGAGUUUCUCUUGACUGUUUAUCAGCUGUUUAGAAACUAUAAAACUAUCAACAUGUGACACUAAGGCCUUGGAAGCACAUUUAUUGGCUUUUUUUUUUUUUUAAGUCAUCAAAAAAAGAUAAAUAAAACAAAGAAAUAAAUAAAGAAAAGUCAUACUAGUAUGAGGGGGUCAAUGUGAUUUCCCCUUAUUUUAUUAGUGAUACAAUACCUGCCCAGUAGCUAGUCUUUUAUGAUAGCUAUUUAGUAGACAUGCCCUAUACCGAGGGCAUAAAGUAGAUUUUAAGUUUCCCUUAUACUUAUGUGGGGGGUCCCUUUGACCCCCAUAUGCUCUUUUUAACUAUUUGCCCCCUAGGUCUGACAGCAGGCAAAUAGUAAAAAAAAAAAAAAAUUAUAAAUUUGAUAAGCUCAUUUAAUGGUAUCUACACAGUAAUUAAAUUGAUCUGAAAUUUAAAAUGGCUUAUUUGUUGGAAUAUAAUCAAGUCCUUAGUAAGGUACAGGAAAAAAAAUACCUAAAUAAGGGGAUGAGAGGGCUGGAAUGGGAUAAACUAUUUAUUAGACUUUCUAAAGGAACAUGAACUCCUAGUUACCCUAUAUCACUCUGUUAUAUUUCUCACACUUUUAACUUUGUUGCAUUUUUCUUUCUGUUGAAGGUACAUACAGGCUGCCACUUCCCCUAAGGACAUAGUGAUUGUGGUUGACAUAAGUGGAAGCAUGAAGGGGCUAAGGAUGACCAUUGCCAAACACACAAUCAGUACACUGCUGGAUACGCUGGGGGAGAAUGAUUUUGUGAAUGUAAUUGCUGUAAGUCUCAUCUUUUAUGCAGAAUUUAUAGAAUUAGUUUUUGCAGGGUGUGUGAGCCAGUAAUUUUGUUUCAGCAUACCUGUAGACUCAAUAUUCAUCUAGCUUAGGGGUGCCCAAAAAGUAGACCCCCAGAUGUUUUAAAACUACAUCUUUCAUGAUGCUUUGUCAUUCUAAUGGCCAGCAAACCAUCAUGAGAAUUGUAGUUCUACAACAUCUGGGGAUCUACCAUUUAGGCACCCCUAGUUUAGCGGCACGCAGACAUAAACUGUAAGGUUGGUAACAAUCUUUAUGUGAUACAUGUAUGAGACGUUUAGCAACCUCAUAGUAAAGAUUGCAUCUGUUUGAUAAUGUCUGUUUUUGUAAGACACUGAUUAAUCAAUUACUUUCUUCUGUUUAUGGAAUAUAAAGUAUGCUUGACAUUCCAUAAACAGAAUAUGUACUUGUAUAUAUAACACUGUGCAUUAAAAAUAGAUUGAAAUAAAACAGCAAAAAUAUGUAUUUAUUAAAAUAGAAACAUAAUAAUUACUUACCAUGAUUUUCUUUUUCUGGGUUUCAUCCAUGUCAGUAAUGUCAGUAUUACCUAUAGGUUAGUUCCUCCCUCUCAGCUCAUUAGGACAGGAAUAUUCAAAUUACAUAGGUUGUUCCUAUACAACAGUUUGGUAAAUAAGCACUCCAAAUUAUAGUAUUCUGUGAUGCUGACAUGAAUGAUAGAUGGCAAAAGAAAAUUACAAUAAGUAUUUUUUUUUUUAAAGUUCUUUUGUUCUGGCUAAUCCAUGUCAGCAUUAUCUACGAGAUUUCAAAAGCUAAUCGUUGGUGGGAGAGAAAAAAAACAACCAAUAUACGGCCAAAAACCAUUUAGUUUAUUAAGUAGACAUGACUGAAGAUAAAACAAACACUCCAUGCAAAGAAGGAUGCAAAUAUAAUAUCUCGUUGGCAGUGCCUUGAUGACAACCAUGAUGCUGCUUUAUAUAUCUUAUUUCUAGUAUUUGUGGAAGCCUCUGCCAAAGAUGCCCAGGAUAUCGAGACAAACCGGAGUUAGAUUUAAUACCUUCUGAAAUAGACUUCCACACCACUUUGCAGGCUUUUUGAAUUUUAGGCAUACCGGUAAUUCAUCUGGUACUGGUUGAGGUAGAGGUAGUUGACGAAGGUGCACUACUAUAGCACCGAAACGCGCGUCGGGUUGAAGGAUUUUUUCCUUCACUUUUUCACUCUUUCUCACUUAUAGGGCACUGUAUCACCAUGUGCAGGUAACCAACGCUCUAAGUAUGGUUCUGCACAUUAGUAUGAUUUUAUUCUAACACUUUAAUUUUCUUUCUUUUCCUGUCACUCCUAUAUGUGUGGUCUACUGUGAUUACUAUUAUUAUUAUUUCUUUGAUGGCUAUUUGCCUGGAGACGGACUAUGGUAAUUAUAUAAUUUUUGUGAUAGAAGUUCAUAUACUAGCAAGCACUUAGCCGACAAGUUAAUAAGUUGGUAUUUGACACAUAUCCUAUUCACACAGUUACGGUUUUUUGCUAACCGGCAAGUGUUUCAUUUCUAUUGCUCAGUCAUCUGUACUCUAUAGGCUAUUUUGUAGCAACAGUAGUUGGAUACUAUUAUUAGAGGGAUCUUUUUGACCCUCUUUAUCUUUGCUACUUAAUAGUUAUACUAUACUUUUUUAGCUACCAUUAAGUCUGAUCUGUUGACUUGAUUUAUUUAUUAUUAUUAUUUUUUCUCUUUAGACCACAGGAGUUUACUAUAAGGCUCUUUGAAUUUUAUGCAUAUGUUUUAGACAUGGACAAUUUUAGUUGAUUAUAUUAAAGUCCUGCGUUCAAACAGAAAAUUAAUGCUUAAGAGUCCUUUCUAGACAGGAAAAUAGCCAUUAGGCUACGUCUAUUCACUUUGUUCCAUAUAUGAACACUCUAUAGAUUUUUACGAUUCAUCUUAUUAUUGGUCAUAUUUACUUAUUCGCUUUUCGAUCUUCCAGUUCAUUCUUGUUUCUGGUCCUAGCAACCAGUCACAAGAAGUUUGUUGUUUAAUAUCAGAGGUAGUUAAUCCCUUACUUGAUAAAGUUUUAAAACAGAGUGCGUAGAUGGUGCCGGUCAAAUUUAAUGUUUGAACCUUUGAAAGCACUUAAUUUUUUUAGUAUGGUUGCACUUUUUUGUUAUUAGUUGGGAUUUAAAUAGCCAUUAGGGGUGAAUACAAUACAUUGGUUUUAUAUUUCUGGAUGUUCCUGUUUACUUUGUUAAAAUAUAUCUUCUAAAAGCUCUUACUACAUCCAGAUUGUACUGCGUUACUCCCCCUUUACAAGCGGGAUAGGAUAUAAGGAAGGCACGACUAUUGGUUAAUGUGAAAUCUAGAGACUACUUUUGAAAGAAAUUCUGGAACUGGGUGAAACGUUGUGGAGUCACCUAUGAAUUGUGUGAAUGGAUCUUCAGAGGAUACAGCAUGAAGUACUGAAGCCUUGCUGGCUGAAUGUAUUGCACUAAGGAAGACUGUCUUCAAAGGAACACACUUUAUUGGAGCUCUUAUUCUGAUACCUAAAAAGACUUCAGAACAACUACAUUAAGCUGUAGUGGUUCUGGUGACUACAGUGUCCCUUUAAGAAUUGUAUUUUUGACUUUGAAAAAUCUGGCUCCUAACUUUUUUAGCUGGCUUGAAGAUUUUAAGCAAAUUUGUCAAGCCCUGCUGUAUUAGGAAUUAGACUUUAACUUCGUAUCAAUUCUUUCUUCUGAUAAAUUGCAGGCUUUUAAAGUCUGCUUUUUAACUUUCAUGUCAUCAGUUUAAAAUGUGAUAGAUUUUCGUGAAGGACUGGGCCUUGAGCCAGUAAAUUCCUUUUGAUUGGUAACUCCUGGUACGUAUAAAGCAACAGUGGGAACCACUGCCAGUAUAGUAAAAUGGCUCUCACCUCCACUUCUUUGCUUCUGAUUUUCCCAAGUACUCAUGGAAUAUGCAAGAAUAAGGGAAAGUGCAUCCCAGAUGAAAAUUCCUUACCUGCAAGAGCGAACCCUGAUCCAUCACCCUUGGAUCGUUUGUUCUGGAAUAAAUCCUUGGAGGUGGUUUGUUUGAGUAUGUUACCAUCAGGUCUAUGGCUGGUGUUCAUGUGCAACUUGUACAUACUAUUUAAUUUCGACUCAGAAAAUCUGCAAUAUUGUUGUAUUUUCUCUGCAGAUGAAUAGCUGAAAGGCCUUCCAAGUUCAUAUGCGACCAUGGUCUACCUUACAGGGUUUUUCACUAAAGUGAGAAUUCAAAGUGAAUUUCUUAUUUAAGGUAAAAGUAGCUGAACUGGAGCCAUAGCUGGCUUAGACAAUUUUUAGAGUUUAGUCAUAUUGACUUUAAAUUUGAAAUUCAUUUUGAAUUCUCUCUUUCGUGAAUAACCCUGAAAAUAAAGCUACACUCUCCACGUAAACUGUUUUUGUGGCAACUUUAAUAACCAACCUUGUACAGCUAGUCUUUUCUGUGGCUUUUGCUAUUCAGUCUCCACUUAAUCUUUAAAAGCAGAAUGCAUAGCAAUGUAGCUCUUAUCCUGAGUAGAACUUCAAAGUGCACAUCUGCUGAGCGGCCAUAUUGGAAUUUCCUGUGCACAGAGAGAACAUCAAACGAAUGCCCCAAAACAAGAAAGUAACUGGAUAGCAAUAAAGGUCGAUACAAGAGCCUCCAGGACCAAUACUGAAAAAAAGACCACAAUACACUGCAUAAAUCCUUUUUACCACCCCGAAGGUAUAAUAAUUGUCAAAUAAUGGGAGAAGUGGGAAAGAAAUAUAAAUUGUGCAAACUGGAGAACUUAAACCACUUGAUACCAAGUAUGUUCAUUGGCUUUUUGGUGUCGGGGUCCUACCUGGGUUGGGAGUCUGUAGCGCAGAUAUGUUGCUCACCCUUGCAGAUAGCCACAGGCCAAGGUGGUCAGGUAAGAAUUCACCUGGCCUGUGGGUCUGUGCAUGGGGGCUGUGCAGGAUGAAGUACCAAAUCGCAGGACAGGCAAGGACUCAAACAACAGGAUCGUCAAGGGAUAGCUGAGGUCACAGGAUGCCAGAGGACAGGAACAACGAAGAGUAGCCGAAGUCAAGGGAUGCCAGAGGUCAGAGUAAACGUAGUCAGAAGUCGGGGUCAAUUAUAAGUAGAUCAAACGACAGGAACACUGGUACAGAACACACAACAGGAUCAAAGACUUGAUCCUGAUCACAGGGCGAGGCUGGGUUUAAAUACCCUGCUGAUGUCUGAUCAGGGUCAGGUAAAGCACAGCCAAAGUCAAGGUACAGCCCCCAGAGUAAUAGACAUGCCAGGAUGAACAGGACCGGAAUCACUUGUUGAUAACAAAAGCUGCUGUGGCUGAGAGGUAGGAAGCAGGACCAGGACUGCGAAGUUCCCCGGUUCAUAUCCCUUGUUGGGAACUCCUUGGGCGACCACGUCUGGCCAUCUGUCUGCUGCGGUGAGAACCGUGACAUUUGAGAGUCUCAAACUGCUUGGGCUGUAUCUGGGUUCUUCCUAAGGGACAAAGAUUGAACUUCCUUGGGUGCCAUUAUUAAAAACUAAUGGCAGGUAAGCCUUAAAAGAAAAACUGUAUGCUGCCUAAAUGACUUGAGGACAAGACAAAGACUGCUGUAUAGAUGGAGGGGAUUACCUUCAUACCUUUCUUAAUUGUAUUUUGUAUAUACCUGUAAUUAUCAUCUUAGAAGAAGGAGCUAGCCCAUAGGCGAUGCUGAUAUGGAUUAGUCAGGAUAACAACAUUUUAGUGUUGUCUCAUGCUGCUUUUUUACAGGUCCUCAUCCUCUCCCACUAUUGUUUGUCAGGUCCAGCAUAUUCUUGUUCUCCCACUGGGAUGGAUAAGAGACAUGACAAGUAAAUGCUGUGUUUCUCCCAAUCCUCUAUUUUGGAUGAUGGUAUGGCUAUUGUACACAGUGGAUGGCUUCCUUGUAUGUUAGUGGAAGUCUGAACUGCAUACAUGCCCACACGGUGUGCAAUAUACAUUCAGUACAGCCCCAGAAAGCAGUUCAUACACCUAGUGGAAGUCUGAACUGCAUACAUGCCCACACGGUGUGCAAUAUACAUUCAGUACAGCCCCAGAAAGCAGUUCAUACACCUGUACACUUAAACAACAACAAGUGAAAAAAAUACGCUUAUGAAUAUAUAACCUUAUUAAAAGUAAAAAACGUGUGCGCCUCUAAAGUGCAGUUAAUAAGGGCAAAACAAACAAUAUCUUAUAACACCUAAAAUAUGGUGCAAAUUUCCUUGUGUACAUAAAGUGCAAAGAUCUAUGUUUAAAGGGACACUAUAGUCACCAGUGCAACUACAUGUAUUCCUGACCCUAUAGUGUUAACACGACCAUCUAGCCCCACUGGGCCCCUCAUGCCUCCAUAAAUAUAGUAAAAAUCUUACUGUAUUCAAGCCAGAAGCUGUAAAUCUGCAUGCUGUUAGACUCAGGAAAAACAAGCAGUCUAAUGACAUGUGAUAGCCUGAUCCAAUCACAGUGCUUCCCCAAAGGAUUGGCUGAGACUGACGAGGAGGCAAACACAAACACAUCCCUGGCCAAUCAGCAUCUCCUCAUAGAGAUGAAUUGAAUCAUUUAAUCUCUAUGAGGAAAGUUCAGUGUCUGCAUGCAGUGGGAGGAGAUACUGAAUCACAGGAUGCUCGUGCACAGCAGAUCAGAGUGGAUGGAGGCACAUUAUGCCUCCAUCAACUCAGAAGUCCCUCUGGUUCACUCUGAGUGACUGCAACUGGAGGUGUUCCUAGCUUUCAAUGUAAACACUGUAUUUUCUCAGAAAAUACAGUGUUUACAUGAGAAAGGCUGCAAGGAGCUAUAGUUCUCACCUGAACAACCUCAUUAAGCUGAAGUUGUUCAGGUGACUUUAGUGUCCCUUUAAAAAGACAUAACAAAUAUUCCUUUAAAUCACAAUCCAAAAGUUAGUGUGUAACAAAAAAAAAAGAAUAAAAACGUAUGAACCAUAUAAUACUUCCAUAUUAUACUGAUAUUCCUUAAAGUCUCUUGGGCUGCACAUUUGGAUCAAAAUAUAGGGGGAAAAAAUCUAGUGCAGAACAUCCAUAAAUUACAAUAAAUGCACUCAAGCAUAGAUAAAUGGUCACACUCACAAAUUUCGAGUGGAUUAAGUGCCACUCUUAUUCUGCAGGCACGUGUGCGAUGGAUGCAAUAGGCAGAAGUGUAAGUAUCUGGACCGGAGACACAUAACGCCAAUCUUCACAUUAAAUUUUGAUUGAAAAAACUACUUGAAAAGAUAAAUAAAUCGAUAAGAGGCUUGCAGGUACUCAUGAUUACUCACGGUUGCUUUGUGCACCUGUACACAUACAGAACGCAGCAAAUCAUUUUAGGAGAAUCAGACAGAGAGUAGGGGGUUGGAGUUAAGCUUGAAGUAAAAUAUAUUUUAAUUGUAACUUUAUUUUCUGGUAUACAAAGACUAUUUUAAGAAUGUCCUGUUUUUUUGCAUGAAAGUAAAUUAUAUUUAAAAGGCUUUAUAUGAUCCAUCAGUUUGUAGUAUAACUGCAGACAUAUAAAGUAUAUUCAGAACAACAGAAAUCCAGAGAUUUUACUUCUAGAGGGUCCCAAUGCAGCUAUAAUAAUAUUUGUUUUGUUUUACUUGUUUCCCAGUACAAUGAUUAUGUGCACUAUAUCGAGCCUUGUUUUAAAGGGAUCCUGGUACAAGCUGACCGAGAUAACAGAGAGGUAAGUGAAAUCCUGACUGUGAGUUAGUGUAAAGUAAUGAUUGCGCAUAGAUUGUCUAAAUGUGUUCUCUGUCAACUUUGGCAAUUGUUCACUAAACUUGGCAGAUGUCCAUUGGUUUCAAGUAAUUGGACAUAUGGUGAGCUUCGCAGGAUCUCAGUGAUGCUGACUUCAGCCGUAAACUUCAAUUAUUCUUAGAAUGAACACUGCAGUUUCUAUGAUUCAAAUGACUAUAUGAUCAUGUUAGAUUAUUUCACAUACCCCUCAGUCUUUUAUAUACUCUGUCUCCUCCACUUUCAGUAAUUUAAUCAUUUUCAAUUGUUUAAAAAAAAUCUGUGCCUCUUACCAGCUUCCCCAUGUUCCAACAGAACUUUGAUUAAUAAAAUACUCUAAUAAAAUUCUACAAACUGUUUUUUCCUUAAUAAAUGAACCCUCUGAAAAAAAUGUUUUGAUUUAAAGAAAACAAUUAAAAUAAUGAUCCUGGGGGAAUAAUUUGACAUACUGUAUGGUAAGAUGAAUAAUAAUGAAGAAUUCAGGUUGUUGGUUGAUUCUAUGACACCUGUCACUUUCAAUAUUUUAUUUAAGGGGCUUAUUUGCUAGACCACGAGUUGUUAAGCGCAGAUAAUAGAGAUGUAAAUUUGGGGCCAAUAUAAGACCAAUUGUGAAAAACUAUCAACAAAAUCAACUAUUUUUAAAUUUAAUUUUGCAAUAAUGGUUUCAUCCCACUGCAUCUUAUGUUUUAAUUUAUUUUUUAAUGCAACUUGCAAACCAAAGUGCUCUGUGUUACUGAUGAUCUUGGGAAAUUAUAGAAACUCUCUCCUGUAUCCUUCACAGCACUGACCCUGUCCCUUAUUACCUUCUGUCUUUCAUCCCUUUCACCACCUUUGUUUUGCAGCAUUUUAAACAGUUAGUGGACGAACUGCAGGCAAAAGGUGUUGGAACAGUCAACAAAGCCCUCAUCGAAGCCUUCAAAAUCCUAAAAGAGGUAUGAAACAGCAUAGGUUAAAAAAGAACAACCCAUAGUUAACAUUGUAGUUGACAGUUUUGCUGUGAAUAAAUCACCGAUCCUCGACAUUUCUGCUUUAAAGGUGCGGUUAUUAAAUGCUUAACACUGUUUAGGCAUGCUGUAAUGUAGUUGAUUGUCAGAGUGCUAUCAUAAUGUCACUGCAAGAAUUAGGGGCUUAGGAUUUGAGGUGUAAUAAUUAAUAUACUCUGUGCUCUUGAUAUAUGUGUAACCUUUCUAUCUUCUCAGUUCCGAGAGGCGGGUCAGGGCGGGCUGUGUAAUCAGGCCAUCAUGCUGAUAACUGAUGGGGCUGUAGAAGAAUAUGAACCGGUGUUUGAGAAGUACAACUGGCCUGAUAAAAAGGUGGGUUCUGAUGUAAAGUUGAGGGUAAUUUUACAAAAUAUCCUAGCAGAGCUGCUCCUAUGCUAUUCACAUUCUCAAAAUGAUGCAGAGCCACUAUGGCGAAGUGUAUUUUGAUAAAGUGACAGAGUCCAUGUAUGAGAAGUAUGACCCUAUCGAUACUGGUAAAGUGACUGCUGCAUGACCUUCUGUAUGCUUGAGUGAACUGGCCGUCAUCAGACCACAUGGUAAAGUUAUGUGGGUUAACGAAUUUGUGAAUCCUCACAAUGUAGCACUAGGAAAAAUAAAACAAUAAAUAAACAAUAAAACAGCCAUGGUGUUGUAACAUCACUUAAAGUAAUACUGUUGUGCUAUGUUUUUUGUGCACUGCAUGCAUAGACAGCACAUGCUUUAAAGACAAAACUAUUUUUGCUACAGAUUGAUGAUCAUAGGCAACCAAAUUGAAAUUUGGAUAGGUUUAGUGGGGAAUAUUCUUAUUUGUUCAUAGCUUUUCUGGCUGGAUUGAAUAAGCAUUACCAGUGGUCAGAAUUUGGUCAAUCUGGGUUUACAGAAAAUUAAAUGUCUAUGAAAACACAUUGGUAAGACAGGAUUAAGUGCUUAAUUCUAAUUUUUUUCUUUGCCCCCUGUAAGCUCUGUAAUGAGAUAUCCCUUCUAACGUAUCUGCAGGACAAGGCAUUCUGCAAAUUGUUCUCUUGUGUAAGCUGUAGAACCAAUGUACCAGAAAGAGAGCUGGCUUAAUGUGGACCAGUGGUUAUUGUAUUCCUCCACUGACCAUGGUAUCUGUCAUGUAUGGAACCAUCUAAGACACAAAAUGAUUUCUUGCUUAGUAUUUCAUGGGAACCAAUAGCCAACAGACUAUGGUAUACAACGAGCCAUCUAGCCACAGGUGAACAAUAAAUUAGAAAUUAAGAUGUGUGAAGGCUUUACUUGAUGGACUGUUUGAGAUCUUUGUAGGCAUGUGGGUUCAGAUGGGAUACAUGAUAUAUUAAUGUUGGCUUCUACCAUCAAGACUAGUUAAGUUUAAUGCACACAUUCUACGCAGUUUGUUGUAUGACGGAACAGGUAGGGGUAAUGAAGUGCAUGUCUCUACUGCUCUCUCCACUCACAAUGUGCUGUAUGGACAAUUUGACUUAUCAACAUUCACAGGCGUCUUAAGCUUUGACUCAAGUCUGAUUUACUGAUUUAAAUUCCAUCAGGUGCGAAUUUUUACAUAUCUCAUUGGGAGAGAAGUGACAUUUGCAGAGAACGUGAAAUGGAUCGCCUGCAGCAAUAAAGGUAUAACAUUGUAACUUUUCUGCCUUUAACCUUUAUUUGCAGUAAUUGAUGAGAACGCUAAGGGCAAAUUUAAUGGAUUUUGCCGACCAGCAGUAACUCCUGUUAAAUUGGUGUUUUGGGUGAGAGUGAUUGGUUUUGCAGCCCCAAACAUCCCCAGUUUAAAGGCCUAGCUUCCAGAGUUAUUGGUCCUUCACUGUACAUUGCUCUAAGGAUAAAAGGUCUAACAUUUCUGUACGGCUUUAUUUAUAUUUAGAUUCUAAACUUUGAAAUCAAUAUUUUAGUCAUAAAUAUGCAUGAGUAAUAACGGGACAGAAUAAUAGUAAAUAUCAUGAUCAUAUUAACACAGUGUAGUUAAAGAAUAGCUUGACCAUGUCUUACAUUGUAACACAAGUGUUGUUUUUGCAAGGCUACUACACUCAGAUAUCCACUCUAGCUGAUGUCCAGGAGAAUGUGAUGGAAUAUCUUCAUGUACUGAGCCGGCCAAUGGUAAUCAACCAUGACCAUGAUAUCAUCUGGACUGAAGCUUAUAUGGAUAGCGCGGUAAGUGAUCCAAGGAAUUUUAAUACAUUAAUGCAUCAACUAACUAUGAUCCUCAGGCAGAUUGCUCAUGGUAUUACUGGCUGAUGAUUAUACAUUUAUAAUCCAACAGCAAACAGUCGAUCUCUCUCUCUCAGUAACUCCUGCAUUACACACAAUGAGAAAUAGUUAAUGAAGUCCUUGGUUUACAGGAGCUCUUUGUUCUAUGCAUAUUUUCACUGCUAACAGAACCUUUUGCCACAAAAUGGCCUUCUACCAGGCUGAGUUGCCAUGGACCGGACAUUACUGCACAUAGGCUUCUUACUCCACAACUUGUGGACUAAGUCAUUAGGAUUAUGGUACCUGUGUUUGGCACAACGUUGCAUUUCACCCAGUUUUCCGUGUGACACCUCAUUCUCUGUACACUUCAAAUGAAUAUGUCAGUGUUACCUAACCCCUUGUAUAAUUCACGCAGAUUUCUUAGUGGUACCUCACUUUCUGUACAGUUUACCUGAAUAUCAAUGUGGCACCUUAACCCCUUAAGGACCAAACAUCUGGAAUAAAAGGGAAUAAUGACAUGUCACACACGUCAUGUGUCCUUAAGGGGUUAAUCCCUUCACAAUUCACCCAAGUAUGAGUUUGGUCCCUCACUAAUCGUACAAUUCCUCCAUACAUUAUUAAUUGCUCCAUUCACACAGAUACCCAUGUGUCACUUUGUAUCUCAUUUCACUCCACCCACUUAUUUCAGGUUUUACACCCUGCCUGCCACAUGUGGCCUCCUCAUUCUUUAGGCAGAUUCCAGAUGCUCGUGUUUUAUGCUGAUACCGUUGUUUACAUUCAUACACAUUUCCCUUUGUAAUGUCCUGUUUUCUCAUCCUGUUCCGUUCCCCAUCUUCAUGAUCACCAGCUGCCCCAGUCUGAAGAGGUAACCUGUGCUUUGGAUGUUGUGAACUGGCCCGUUUAUCUUGUGCUACUGUGGUGGUGGUGGUGUUAGUCUGAUUAGCCUGUGAGGUGUGUGCUGUAAAACCUUUCAUAAUGUGUUUGUGCAUGCCACUCUAACAUUUCAUUGUAACAUUGCCUGUUGUAGAAGAGUAAAGAUGUUUCAUACUAUUCAUUUCAGCAUUGUGAAUAGGUUCAAGCUUGCUUUAAUGAAGAGGUCUUGUGAAAUAUGAAUAGGAAUCUUACUAGGAAUUUCAACUCUCUCAAAAAUAUGUGGUUUCAUAGCUAGCGUGUGUAAAGCACUGUAAUGUAAAGAAAAACACCGUCUGUAAUGUUCACUGAUGCUAUACCGCAGUUACCUGUUAAUUUUCAAGGCAUCAUGUGUGUAGUUUGGGAAAAAAGCAAAAUGGCUGCUCUCAAAAUAUUGCAUAUUAAAUCCUGAUAAAAGGCUAUGUAUUUUCUUUUUUUUUUUUUUUACUUAAAAAGGCACUCUAAACAACAUAGUGUUGACGGCAUGUGUAGUGGUUAUGGUACAUUGAAUUUCCUUGUGCCAUUCCUUUGUUUAAUGCCAUGCUCUUUAUGAAUGGUUUGAUAUAAACCAGGCUCCUCCAACACCCAGGGACUGGCGACCACAUUGAUCAUGCAGAAUUAACAUUAUCCCCAUUAUCCGCAUUAUUAAUACCAAUUUUGUCCUCCCUGAUUAGCUACAUGUACUUGGGGUUGAUGAUCCCUUUCUUUACAGCAAUAUGGUUGUGAUAUAUUAUACUGGAUGCUGCUAUGAUCCUUGCUCUGUAUCUAUAAGACAGUAGUAGUGUUUCGUAUAGUUUGACAGUCAAAGUAGGGAUUCACAACAUCCAGUUUCCACAUAGAUGGCUGCUUAUGCUGAGAAAGUAUGGUAUGACAAGUGGCUGUUUUAAAGUUUCAGGUCAUGGCCCAGAAGAGACGUUAGUCUAGAAGCUGAGCAAUCUGUGGCGAUCCUGGGAGAUCAAUGACCUCUCUCUUAGGAAGAGACUAAUAAUUUAUCUGUCUCUCCAGCUCUUUGCAUCCCAGGCUCAGAGUCUCCUGUUAAUGACCACUGUGGCCAUGCCUGUAUUCAGCAAGAAAAACGAAACGGUGAGUAAUGGCUGAUGCAAUAAUCUGUAAGAAGGAGAGAAGAGUGAUGGUGAGAAUGUAAUCUAGAGGAAAAGUCUAAAGUCGGGGCAAGGAUUUCAUUGGGUGAUGUGUUGCCAGGCACAAAUAGUCAUUCCAUGAACCCAUCACGUAAAUAAACCUUUAUAUCACAGAUGUACCAACAUAGACCAAACACUGUCAAGACUUCAGUUCCUAGGAUUCUCUGCCAAUCAGGAACUGGGAAAUGUAGCCGAAUAGCUGGAGGCCAGGGCUGAACAUCGAAAUUUUACUCCCAAUAGUUGGGAUUAAGCUAGCCUUCAGUAUUUUGUAUUCUUUUUUAGAAAUAGUUCACCUGUUUUGUCUGACAUUUCUAAAAUUCAUUUUGGCUUUCCAUAUUACUAUUACUGCUUAUUAUUUUCUAGUCUAUAAUAUUUCAUAGCAUUUACCCUUCUCACUUUUCUUGAUUUGAUGCUCCUUGAGCAUUUUGGAAUGUUUCUAAUUUAAAUAUUUGCAACUGGAACAGGUGUGAUUAAGUAAAUAGAUAUCAACCAAAAGUGUCCCAAAUAAUAGUUGAGUGUGUGUUAAGAAAAGGGAGAUACUUUAUUAACAAUAUCCUAAAAACAGGUGAGAGAGCUAGCACCUAAACAAGCUAGGGAAUUGUCAAGUUUAAACUAAUAUUUUAGACCCCCUUAGAGAUCUAUUGCUUCAGUGACAGUUCACGUUGGGAUGGUGCACAAGGACAACUAAAGCCGCUGUGAGCUCUGGUCAUUCUGACAUGAGGGGCAUUAUAUGUAAUGUCUGAGCCAUGAAAGAUUGCUGCUAAAUAAUUUACUUUUUCCUGAGUUGUAGCCUGGAUGUAAUAGGUGACUCAACCAUUUAAGUAUAUAUAUCAUUGUAUUCAGAGGCAGUUAAUGCUAAAUCUGCCAAAACCAGCAUUAAAGCUAUGAUCAGGAAUCUCCACUCACUAUUCCAAAUGCAGUAGCCAGUGUUAAAGGAACAUGUGGCUUCUCUAAUGGUCUGUAUUACAGCAGUUAAAGAUAACAUAGGAGACAUCCAUGCCAGCCUGACAGCCACUGAGUUGACCAACUAGCAACUGCAUAAGAUGUGUACCGAGCUCAUUUCUGAGGUUUGUGGUAUAUAACAAGGCACCCUACUGAUGAUAGAAAGUCAUUGAUGGGACUUGGAGAACAUUGCUCCCUUUGUCCCUCAUUCACCUCCAACAUGGUAACAGGCCCACUAGCUUGAGUUCCUCCCUCUGUGGACUAGGGUCACUCAUUUUAGCCUGUUUGUGAACAUCUUUUUCUUGCUUUAGUUUUACAUCAGAUUGUAAGGGUGUAUUAGUUGAUGGAUUCAGUGACAAAUUAAUCAGUGUUUUUUUUUUCCUUCCUAGAGAUCAGAAGGAAUCCUUUUGGGUGUGGUCGGGUCAGAUGUACCACUGCGUGAGCUCCUAAAAUUGGCCCCAAGGUAUAAGGUGAGAAGAAAGUUUUAAAAUUAAUUUCUAUGUUUCAUACUCUGUACAGGGUUAUUCAUUUGGGUGUCAAUUUUAGGAAUUCAAAGUUAAUUAAUUUUUCAAAAAAGUUUUUGUCAAUCAUUGCUUUAUUGAGAUGAUAACAAGAUACAGACAAAAAAAUAAAUUGUACCAGGAUAUAUCAGCAUAGUUAGCUAGACUGAUACACUUUACAUGUCACAUAUAAUUCUGAUUGAUAGAGACAUCUAAUUUUUACAUAUUACUAAGUUGGGCGAUUAACUGGGCAUAACUAUUAUUAGCAUGAGUGUAAUGAGCUAUACAGGACUCUUGGGUAUUAGCUAAUAGAGCAUGACACACUGACUACUGAUCAGACAUGCUAAUCUUUUCUCACGGGCUUAAUAAUCCAUCAGUUCAAAUGGCAAAGCGAUAAUAAAAAUAAAGAUAAAACCAGGUGAAAGAAAAAUAAAAUUUUGCCAUGUAGGCUAUAUGAAUCCUGUGGUACAUUAGUUGUAGAAGUGGUAGCCAGCUUCUGUCGAAAAGAAUUGCACAGUCUGUCAAACACCUUUAGUAAGUCCCAUCCACGAUCAGGCAUGUCAGCCAUUUUGGAACUUCCAAGUAGGCACAGUGUAUAGCAGUAACAAACACUCUGUAGCUGGCCAUGUGUGUUAUUUAGUUCGUCAGUGUAGCCCAGGAUAAACCCCACCGGACCGGGGGGCGGGGGGGGGGAGGAGGAGUACAGGCAAUUGCUAGAGUACCACCAAGCAAGGGAUCAACCUCGUCCCCACUUAAGACCAACCAGCAGGCCUCAGAGAAGUUUUUGCUUUUAAGGCUUAAUUUCACAAAAGGUUUGAGGAACCCCUCCACCAUGCAGCUAUCUCUGUCAGCAGCUAGGCGCCGCACCCUUAUAAUUUACCAUUUUAGACCAGAAUAACUAAAUUGAAAAGGACCCAGCUAUGUUUGCAGUUUGAAUAUUUUGUUCAAAAAUUUGCAAUUCACUUUGAACUCACUUUAAAUUUCUGACUAUUCACACUUUAGUGAAUAGCUCCAAUAAUAUUAAGUGAUGGGUGCAGCUAGUCUGUCUGUUAACAUACUCACCUGUAAAGUUCCUGUAUAAAGAUGCUGCAGGGUUCUCAUCUGUCAUCAUACUAAGGUGGGAACACAAGCUUAAUGCUUUACCGAAAAACUGAGCAUUGUCUUUUGAUGGGAUGUGUUUUUGUAGAUGUCUUGCAAGUAAUAUAAUUUAAACUCUUUCACAGCUUGGAGUUCAUGGGUACGCCUUUCUAAAUACUAACAAUGGGUACAUACUGUCUCAUCCUGAUCUACGGCCUCUGGUAAGUGAAUUGAUUUGAUUUUAUUGUUAUUUUAGAAUUGCUGUUAUUAAUAGUCUGGGAUAUGAGUAACAUAAUCAUUCAAAGCUUGACAUUCAAAGAAUACCAUAUGCCACACCAGCUCAAACUUCCUGGUUAGUACCAUAAAAGGAACAUUAUAUGAUUAGCAAUAUAAAUCUGUAUUCCUAACUCUAUCUUGUUCCUGUUUCUACUUGUUUUCAGGUGUCCUUUGCCUGUUUAUUAUAAAAUGUAAAAAAAAAAAUAGAUUUACUUAAUUUUUUCCAUCACCUAGUCUUUAGUGUUGCACAUCUCUCCGCCUUCCUUGACGUCACAGAGUGGACAUGGCUUCCUCUGUUGAAGUCCAAUCCAAUUCUCCUUGUAGAGAAGCAUUAGGGACCUAAUGUGCAUGUACACACAUUCAAACUUUCUCAUAGGAAAACAUUGAAUCAAUGCUUUACUAUGGGUCUUCUGUAUCAUGUGACCGCGUUUUACUUAGCCCUUUCAAAAAUUGCAGUGUUUUACAUUGCAGAAUUAAGAGGGCAGUGACACAGCACUCAAACCUUCAUUGAUAUAAAGUGAUUAUACAGGGAGUGCAGAAUUAUUAGGCAAAUUAGUAUUUUGACCACAUCAUCCUCUUUAUGCAUGUUGUCUUACUCCAAGCUGUAUAGGCUCGAAAGCCUACUACCAAUUAAGCAUAUUAGGUGAUGUGCAUCUCUGUAAUGAGAAGGGGUGUGGUCUAAUGACAUCAACACCCUAUAUCAGGUGUGCAUAAUUAUUAGGCAACUUCCUUUCCUUUGGCAAAAUGGGUCAAAAGAAGGACUUGACAGGCUCAGAAAAGUCAAAAUAGUGAGAUAUCUUGCAGAGGGAUGCAGCACUCUUAAAAUUGCAAAGCUUCUGAAGCGUGAUCAUCGAACAAUCAAGCGUUUCAUUCAAAAUAGUCAACAGGGUCGCAAGAAGCGUGUGGAAAAACCAAGGCGCAAAAUAACUGCCCAUGAACUGAGAAAAGUCAAGCGUGCAGCUGCCACGAUGCCACUUGCCACCAGUUUGGCCAUAUUUCAGAGCUGCAACAUCACUGGAGUGCCCAAAAGCACAAGGUGUGCAAUACUCAGAGACAUGGCCAAGGUAAGAAAGGCUGAAAGACGACCACCACUGAACAAGACACACAAGCUGAAACGUCAAGACUGGGCCAAGAAAUAUCUCAAGACUGAUUUUUCUAAGGUUUUAUGGACUGAUGAAAUGAGAGUGAGUCUUGAUGGGCCAGAUGGAUGGGCCCGUGGCUGGAUUGGUAAAGGGCAGAGAGCUCCAGUCCGACUCAGACGCCAGCAAGGUGGAGGUGGAGUACUGGUUUGGGCUGGUAUCAUCAAAGAUGAGCUUGUGGGGCCUUUUCGGGUUGAGGAUGGAGUCAAGCUCAACUCCCAGUCCUACUGCCAGUUCCUGGAAGACACCUUCUUCAAGCAGUGGUACAGGAAGAAGUCUGCAUCCUUCAAGAAAAACAUGAUUUUCAUGCAGGACAAUGCUCCAUCACACGCGUCCAAGUACUCCACAGCGUGGCUGGCAAGAAAGGGUAUAAAAGAAGAAAAUCUAAUGACAUGGCCUCCUUGUUCACCUGAUCUGAACCCCAUUGAGAACCUGUGGUCCAUCAUCAAAUGUGAGAUUUACAAGGAGGGAAAACAGUACACCUCUCUGAACAGUGUCUGGGAGGCUGUGGUUGCUGCUGCACGCAAUGUUGAUGGUGAACAGAUCAAAACACUGACAGAAUCCAUGGAUGGCAGGCUUUUGAGUGUCCUUGCAAAGAAAGGUGGCUAUAUUGGUCACUGAUUUGUUUUUGUUUUGUUUUUUGAAUGUCAGAAAUUUAUAUUUGUGAAUGUUGAGAUGUUAUAUUGGUUUCACUGGUAAUAAUAAAUAAUUGAAAUGGGUAUAUAUUUGUUUUUUGUUAAGUUGCCUAAUAAUUAUGCACAGUAAUAGUCACCUGCACACACAGAUAUCCCCCUAACAUAGCUAAAACUAAAAACAAACUAAAAACUACUUCCAAAAAUAUUCAGCUUUGAUAUUAAUGAGUUUUUUGGGUUCAUUGAGAACAUGGUUGUUGUUCAAUAAUAAAAUUAAUCCUCAAAAAUACAACUUGCCUAAUAAUUCUGCACUCCCUGUAGUGUUCUUUUAAGGUUAGUAAUUUAUAAUCAUGUCUUCUUUGGGAUAGUUCAUUCUAUUGGCCUGCACUUACCUCCUGCUGGUCAGCUGUGUGUAUGGCCAUGUGACCCCUUCAGACCUGAACAUGCGACGUCAAAAUGUUGGUAGUUGAUGUGUUUCCUAAUUGUAACAGAUUGGGCCAUAGGUCAACCAUCACAAGUCUUCAUGUGUCAAAGUAGAUGACAUAAUUUUUUAUGUUUUUAAUUCUACAUAGGUUAGAGGGAUUCCCAAGAGAUAGCCCUGUGUCUGGUAUGGAAUUAAAACAUCAAUGGAGUUGUAGUUCAGCUGGGGGAUAGCUGUUGGAUACCCAUGUUAUUUGAGGUUUUUCUGUUGUUUUUGUUUUAUAGCUUAUUUACAUUUGGUUUGUUUUCCCAGUAUAAGGAAGGAAAGAAGCUCCGACCAAAACCCAACUAUAACAGUGUGGAUCUCUCAGAGGUGGAAUGGGAAGAUCGGGAUGAGAUUGUAACUUACCAUUUAUUUAGUAACAUUUUUCCAAAUGCUAAUGCUUAUAGUGCAUAUUCUGUAAGAUCUGUCUGCCUGCCUGUCUGUCUGUCUAUCUAUCUAUCUAUCUGUCUGUCUGUCUAUCAUGUUUGAAUGUAUCAGGUUCACACAUCACACAGUACUGUAAUUGUAGAAUAUUAGUUGUUUUGAAUGAAGACAUGUUUUUUCUACUUCAGAAGAAUCCAAACUUAACUUGCAAUCUCUUGUUUAUCUAGAACAGGGGUAGGCAACCUUCAGAACUCCAGAUGCUGUGGACUACAUCUCCCCUGAUGCUUUGUUAUUAUGACUGUAAAAUCAUACUGGGUGAUGUAGUCCACAAAAUCUACCCCUGGUCUAGAAUAUUCUGGCAGCCCACUGUGCUCCAACGGAGGUUUGUGGAUCACCUCAACCUUACUGCUUGUCAUGUUAGUAGUAUUGUUUCCUGAAUUGUUCACAUUAUUUGCGAGAACUCAUUUGAGAGAGCUCUGGGAUUGUGUGCUCUGAGUACCAAUCCUCCAUUAUAAUGCCACAUUUAGUACUUUACAGAUAGGAAAGUCCACUAUAGGCGUUAGAGACUAAGUUAAUGUAAAUUUGAAAUCAAAGCUGUAUAAAGAUGUUAUAUGCUGCAGUAAUGAUGGUGCUUGGAGUGUUCAUAUAAACUUAAAUAAGUAAAGAAGAAUAACAUAAAGAAAAACCAACUGAGCUGAUGUAACAUCUACAUUGAGUUGCAUAGUACUGCUCACAGUAAUAUUGCUAAUAUUAAUCUCUCCAGGGUCAGAGAAGAUCCAACUACCUUUUGUGGAGUGUCAGGUUCCACUGUGUUAUUGUAGUGGAUACCUGAGCUAAUAAUGCUAGUGCUAGUGUUCGUUGUACACUUAUUCGAUAUAUUCCAAUAUCUUUAUAACGAGUUAGCCAAAAAGUACCUGUCUAGCUAAAUUCCAUGAUGCUCAGCAAGCAUUUGGAUGUAUUUGGUGGCAGGCCACAAAUGGCUUAAAGUGGCUGCAUAACAAUUUCCGGUAGAGUCAGUUCAGUAACAUAUGGUGUGGCUGCCCUACCUCUGUGCUACUAUUUACAUGUUUGGCUAUAUAAGGAUGGUGCUUUGAGUAACUUGCCUGUCUCGUUCAAACACAGCUUCGUACCGCCAUGAUUAACGGCGAGACCGGUUCUUUGAGCAUGGAGGUCAAAGUGCCUGUAGAUAAAGGGGUAAGUCUGGACUUUUCACAUUGAAUUCUCUGCCACUCUAGAUAUAUACUGCAUCCUAAACUUCUAUUAUUAGAAUCCAAUAUUUAAUAGGUUACUGUAAAAACAUAUCAUUGGUUCAUAUUACAAAAGUGAUUACAUUCUUUUUUUACAUUCUGUUGGUACCACAAUGUACAUUUUCUCAUGCAAUUGACCGAAAGCAGUACAAGGACAGCCAUUAGAUAAAUACUCAGAGAGUAGAAUGUAUCUAUUAAUUUGUAAAUCCAGUAUUACCGCUAAAGUGAGGUAAGUCCAAUGGCAGCUUGGUGAGAAAACUUAGAUUCCAUUCCAAACAUAUAUCAAAAACAAAAAAAACCCACACAAAUAAACUUCAUUCAUUCAUGCAGUAUACAUGUUUAUGAGGAUCCAAUGUUUAACCAAUUCUACACGGUUGUCCUUCUAAGUGACAUUCCGCACUCAAAAAUUCAGUGGAGUAAUCAGUUGUGUCUGUAAGAUCUUGAUUUUGCUGCUUCAUGCAUACCUCACACUUUCCCUUUUCUUUGUUAGAAACGUGUCCUGUUUCUGACCAGUGAUUAUUUCUACACAGAUAUCAGUGACACCCCAUUCAGGUAAAGGACAACAGAUUGCGUUCUUGCUGUGAUGACCAUGAUUACUACAUACAGGAGUGUCUUAGAUUUCUGUUUGUUUUCUAGCUUAAUGAGUUGUAUAGGAAUAUUCUGCUUAACCGAAUAGGUAUAGUCUGUUUCUGCAAUUUCAAGAUGAAAAGCUCUACCUGCUGACUGCUUCUUAAAGCCUUUAGCCAUAUAAAAGCCACUUGAAAAUGGCGUGGUACAUAAUAUGGACAAAACCAGUAAGAAACUAAGUACCCUGGCUCUCAGCUUUCAUGCAUUUAAAAAAAAAAAAAAAGAAGACACCCGUUUUGUAUAUUUAAUGAUUGUAAAAAGAGAAACAUAAGUUAAACAAAUAAAAAGCUCCCCACAAAACAGAGCUCUUUAUCCCCUGAAGUGGUCUUUCAUUUUAAAAGCUAUACCACCAGAACUAUUUUUAGUAUCACAAGUCUUUUGUUAGACUGUUGUUUGCCCAUAAGUCUAAACAUUAUUCUAACUCUUAAUACUGCUUGACACUCGAUUAAUAAUUAAUUUAGUUCACUGACUUGUUGGUUUGGAAUAUGAGCUGCCGUUCUCAUUAUCUAUCAGUUUAAAUAAGUAUAUGAAAUGUGCAUAAUAAUCUUAUUAGCUAAGAAAAUUUGGAAAGAUGUAUUCUAAGACAUACAUUUCAUGUGCCCCAAGCUAUAAUGCAUAAACACACUCCCCCAUAAGCUAAAUUUUAUAAACAAAAAAUAAAACAAAAACAAAAUAGACUGCGUGGAUGGGGCAUAGUUAAGUCAGCACUACAUAGAUUGAAUGGGUUGAGUUUGCAUCCAUAAGGACACACCCCUGCAGUGACCUAAGUAGUUUACUCUUUAUAAAACUUUUUAUUACACCUUUUUUCAUGCUUCAAGUGAUUAACUUGGUUUCUUUCAAACACAACUGCUAUGAUGGGUGGAAGUAUAGACGGAUGUCUGUAUUUUAUUUUCAGCCUUGGUGUUGUGUUGUCUCGAGGACAUGGGGAAUAUAUCCUUAUUGGAAACACAUCCAUGGAAGAAGGUAAGCACAACAUAUAUAACAAUAGUUAUACAGUUAUAUAUUACAUAACAAUAGUUAUAUCAAGUUUGUUGAGGAGGAUUCUGUGGAGGAUGGAUGUGCUAUAUAACCAAAGCUUCUAAUUUCUGCUAUGUUGUGCCUUUUAGUUUUAGUGUAGUUCUUUAUAGUUUUUAUACUUUUUAAAAAAAGGUAUUUUUCUGGCAAUAUAGUUCCCUAUAGCUAAACACCCCUUCUGUCAUGAUGUGCUUCGGUGCUGGUUCAGAAUCCGCCACCGCUCUUCCUCUUCCGAUGUGUCAGCCGGCAAGGUAUUGUAUAAUGAUCUCCUAUGCAGUUUUGCAUGAUACUGGAUUUCCUCAUGCAUUGCGUGAGGAUGUCCAAAGUCAGUUAGGCAACCAAAAGUCGCCCAUAUCGACCAGAAAAUGCCUCUAUAGGCUGUUUUGUAGAAAGUCCUUAGAGGUGGAGUUAACCCUCAAAGGUAAUUAUUGCAGUUUUUUUAAACUGCAAUAAUUACUUUUGCAGAGUUAAGGGACACUGCCCUUAGACACCUUUAAUGAGCUGAAGUGGUCUGAGUGCAUAUAGUCAGUGGCAUACUAAGGGGAGGGGGGCGCUCCCCCCAUGUGCCACGCACUAGGGUGGUGCCAUGACCAGGAAAACCUUAGGAUAUGUGAGCUUUGCGCAGGGACAGGUUGCCAUGGCAGCUGCACAGCUCACACACGCAGGAGCAUGCAGCUGCAGAACUUCAAAACCGUCGCAUGUAAGAAAAAUGGGGCGGAGCUAAUCUGCUGUGGGGCGGAGCUAAACACGGCCUCCAGCCACUGCUGUUACUGCUGCACAUCAUAGAAACAUAGAAACAUAGAAUGUGACGGCAGAUAAGAACCAUUCGGCCCAUCUAGUCUGCCCAAUUUUCUAAAUACUUUCAUUAGUCCCUAGCCUUAUCUUAUAGUUAGGAUAGCCUUAUGCCUAUCCCACGCAUGCUUAAACUCCUUUACUGUGUUAACCUCUACCACUUCAGCUGGAAGGCUAUUCCAUGCAUCCACUACCCUCUCAGUAAAGUAAUACUUCCUGAUAUUAUUUUUAAACCUUUGUCCCUCUAAUUUAAGACUAUGUCCUCUUGUUGUGGUAGUUUUCUUCUUUUAAAUAUAGUCUCCUCCUUUACUGUGUUGAUUCCCUUUAUAUAUUUAAAUGUUUCUAUCAUAUCCCCCCUGUCUCGUCUUUCCUCCAAGCUAUACAUGUUAAGAUCCAUUAAGUUUUAUCCCGCAAUCCAUGAACCAGUUUAGUAGCCCUUCUCUGAACCCUCUCUAAAGUAUCAAUAUCCUUCUGAAGAUACGGUCUCCAGUACUGUGUACAAUACUCCAAGUGAGGUCUCACCAGUGUUCUGUACAAUGGCAUGAGCACUUCCCUCUUUCUACUGCUAAUACCUCUCCCUAUACAACCAAGCAUUCUGCUGGCAUUUCCUGCUGCUCUAUUACAUUGUCUGCCUACCUUUAAGUCAUCAGAAAUAAUCACCCCUAAAUCCCUUUCCUCAGAUGUUGAGGUUGGGACUCUAUCAAAUAUUCUGUACUCUGCCCUUGGGUUUUUAUGUCCAAGAUGCAUUAUCUUGCACUUAUCCACAUUAAAUGUCAGUUGCCACAAUUCUGACCAUUUUUCUAGUUUACCUAAAUCAUUUGCCAUUUGACUUAUCCCUCCUGGAACAUCAACCCUGUUACAUAUCUUAGUAUGAUCAGCAAAAAGACAUACCUUACCAUCAAGACCUUCUGCAAUAUCACUAAUAAAAAUAUUAAAGAGAAUAGGUCCAAGUACAGAUCCCUGAGGUACCCCACUGGUGACAAGUGCAAGCUUCGAAUAUAUUCCAUUAACUACAACCCUCUGUUGCCUGUCACUCAGCCACUGCCUUACCCUUUCAACAAUAUUGGAAUCCAAACUUAAAGAUUGCAGUUUAUUGAUAAGCCUUCUAUGUGCAACAGUGUCAAAAGCCUUACUGAAAUCUAGGUAAGCAAUGUCUACUGCACCACCCUGAUCUAUAAUUUUAGUUACCCAAUCAAAAAAAUCAAUAAGAUUAGUUUGGCAUGAUCUCCCUGAAGUAAACCCAUGUUGUCUCUGAUCUUGAAAUCCAUGUGUUUUUAGAUGUUCAUCAAUCCUAUCCUUUAACAUGGUUUCCAUCACUUUUCCCACUACUGAAGUAAGGCUUACUGGCCUAUAGUUGCCUGACUCCUCCCUAUUACCUUUCUUGUAAAUGGGCACAACAUUCGCUAACUUCCAAUCUUCUGGGACUACUCCUGUUAACAAUGAUUGGUUAAAUAAACCUGUUAAUGGUUUUGCUAGUUUACCACUAAGCUCUUUUAAUAGCUUUGGGUGUAUUCCAUCAGGUCCCAUUGACUUAUUUGUCUUUACUUUUGAUAGUUGAAAUAGAACCUCUUCCUCUGUAAACUCACGUGUAAUAAAUGACUCAUUUAUCCUUUUUCUCAACUGAGGUCCCUUUCCUUCAUUUUCUUCUGUAAAUACAGAACAAAAAUAUUCAUUGAGGCAGUCAGCCUGACCUUUAUCCUCUUCUACAUACCUUCCUUCUUUUGUUUUUAAUCUAACUAAUCCUUGUUUUACUUUUCUUUUCUCAUUUAUGUAUCUAAAAAAUGUUUUAUCCCCCUUUUUUACUGACUGUGCUAUUUUCUCUUCUGUGUGUGAUUUGGAAGCUCUUAUAACUUGCUUAGCCUCUUUCUGCCUAAUCUUAUAGAUCAUUUUGUCUUCCUCACUCUGGUUUUUUUAUAAUUCCUAAAUGCUAACUUUUUGUUUUUAACUAUUUUGGCCACAUCUGCGGAGUACCACAAUGGUUUCUUGAAUUUUUUGCUUUUACUGACAAGCCUAAUGCAAUUUUCUGUUGCAUUCAAUAGUGCAGCUUUUAAAUAAUCCAUUUCUCUUGGACUCCAUUUGAAUUGCUCCAGUCUGAUAAUGACUCUUCUACACAUAUUCUAAUUUUAGAAAAGUCUGUUUUUCUAAAGUCUAAAACUUUUGUUUUUGUGUGGUGUGACUCAGUCACUGUUCUUAUAUUAAACCACACUGACUGAUGAUCACUGGAUCCUAAACUUUCAUCUACAGUAAUAUCUGAUACCAAAUCUCCAUUUGUUAACACUAAAUCUAGUAUGGCCUCUUUACGAGUUGGCUCCUCAACAACUUGUUUUAGAGACAAUCCCAGUAGGGAGUUUAGAAUAUGUGUGCUCCUGGCACAAGUAGCUAAUUUUGUUUUCCAAUUUACAUCAGGAAGAUUAAAGUAACCCAUGAUGAUAACUUCCCUCUUCAUUGUCAUUUUAGCUAUUUCCUCAACUAGUAGAUUAUCUAACUCUUCGAUUUGUCCUGGGGGCAUAUAAAUCACACCUACACGAGUUACUGUGUGAUUACCAAAUUCUAACGUAACCCAAACAGACUCUAUGUGUGCCUCACUAACUUUUAUUAGGCUAGAUUUUAUGCUAUCCUUCACAUACAGGGCCACCACUCCCCCUUUCUUGCCUUCCCUAUCUUUUCUAUAUAAAAAGUACCCUGGUAUUGCUAUGUCCCAGUCAUUUUUCUCAUUAUACCAUGUCUCAGUAACAGCGACUAAAUCUACACUAUCAGUUGCCAUUAUUGCCACAAGUUCAUGGAUAUUUUUUACCUAAACUGCGAGCAUUUGUAGACAUGACUCUAAGCUUAUCAUUUUUUAACACACUUGCUACAGGCACCUUCAGUCCUUGUUUUGGGGGACAAUUGGAUUGAUGUUUUAUCACCCUUUUGCCCCCCCCUCCUAGUUUAAAUACAUCCUAGUAAAACCUCUGAACUGCUCACUGAGAACAUUUGUUCCCUUUUGAGAAAGAUGCAAACCAUCUUUUUUGUACAGCUUAUUUCCAUUCCAAACAGAGCUUCCAUGAGAAAUAAAGCCAAAUCCUUGCUCCCGACACAAUUCACCAAGCCACAAAUUAAAGUCCUUAAUACGCAUCCACCUGUCAUUCUGAGUGUUAUGCACAGGCAGAACUUCAGAGAAUGACAGUGUGGAAGCAACCUGCCAUAUAUCAUUGGCAAAAACACUAAAAACUUCCUUAACCUCUGAAACCUCAUUGCAAGCCAAGUCAUUUGCCCCUAGAAGGACAAGUACAUCCAAUUCCCCUUCCUGCUUUGCUUGCUUAACAAUAUUACAGAUACGUCUCCUGUCUCUGUGAGCAGUAGCUCCGGGAAGACACCUCACAAGACCACCAUUGUCCAUCUCCACACCUCUUAUGAUGGAAUCCCCCAACAACAACUGCUUUCUAUUAGGCCUCACCAUAGUCUCCAAGCCGGUCUCCACAACACCACUAGCCUCUGUGCCUCUCUCCACAACACCACUAGCCUCAGUGCCUCUCUCCACAAAACUACUAGCCUCAGUGCCUCUCUCCACAAAACCACUAGCCUCAGUGCAUCUCUGCACAACACCACAACAGGGACUUCAGGUAAUCUACUCCUCCAGCCCAUAAUGUCUGUAAGUAAGAGAGUGUGUGUGUGUGUGUACCUGUUACUCUGUGUGUGUGUGAGACUGCCUACCUAUAACUGUGUUUGUGUGACUGCCUGUGAAUCUGUGUGUGACUGUCUGCCUGUAACGGUGUCUGUGUGACUGCCUGUGAAUCUGGGUGUGUGAGAUUGUCUUCCUGUGAUUGUGUGUGAAUGCCUGCAUGUACAUGUGUAUGUGUGUGAGUGUCUGCCUGUGACUGUGUGUGUGACUGUCUUCAUGUGACUGUGUGUGACUGUGUGCAUGUGACUGUCUGCCUGUAAUUGUAUGCGUGACUGUCUGUAACUGUUUGUGUAACUGCCUGUAACUGUGUGUGUGUGACUGUGUGUGAGUGACUAUCUGCCUGGGACUGGACUCUGAAGACUGUUGCUAAUAUUGUUGUGUAAAAGAAAUGAAUUCUAUUGUAAGGGGCUGAGCAGGGGCUUUAGAGGGUGGGGCAGUUUUUUUUGGGAAGGGGGUGCAGGAGAUUUAAGGAAGGGAGUGCAGGGGUUUGUUGAAGGGGAACAGGGAUUUUGAAGAAGUAGAGCUGAGCAGGGGAUUUUUGGAAGGGGGUGGAGGGGUUUUGUAGAACUGGGGCAGGAGAGGGGUUUUGAAGAAGGGGACAGGACAGGGUUUUUUUUUCAAAAUUUACACAUCUGUGCAAUUGUUAAAAAUGAAAACACUUUUUUUACAUUUUAAAGUGUGGGGGUGGUGGGGAGGUGCCAAACACAGGAUCUGCCCGGGUGCCAAAUGCUCUAGGUACGCCCCUGCUUAUAGUGUCCCUUUAAGCAGACAAUGAGUGGUCACCACACAGAAAAGGUAGUAUCUGGAGAUGGUAACAUUGUGAUUUGCAUUUUCGUUGGAGGUUUUACUGUUACUAUUCAAGUGUAAUGAAUGUCAUCCUGGCGCAUUGCAGUUAGAACAAUGUUAAAACAAAAUGAUAAGCUGUGACAGUACUGCUAGUAUUUUAUUCAUUCCAUCAGUAACCUAGUUUCUGGGUCUCUUUCAGGACUGCACGAUCUACUUCACCCAGACCUUACACUGGCCAAUGAGUGGUGAGUCGAGACUGAGUAUCACAUGCUAGGCCACGCUCAAUAACUCUGUAAAUCACUCUGAUCUCCUGAUGUAUAAUUGCAAAAUUAUAGCUGAUCAGCCUUCAAGCUUUAUUAGCAGACCUAUCAUUUCUCUUAAUGUAAUAAUCAUUAGGAAUCAUUUCAUUCUCACAGGAUGUGAAUGCUAAUGAUUUUGGCCAAUAUGUAAUUGUGUGCAGAUCCAGGGCAGACGUGAUAGAUUCAUUUGUGUCUUCAAAUAAUAGUAAUAUUUCUAGCUAUUAUUAUUCCCUUUCGUAAGGAAUACAGUGAGGGGGAAAAGUAUUUGAUCCCCUGCAGAUUUGGAACGUUUUCCCACUGACAAAGAAAUGAUCAGUCUAUAAUUUUAAUGGUAGGUGUAUUUAAACAGUGAGAGACCGAAUAACCCCCCCCCCCACCAAAAAAAGUUUUACAUUGAUUUGCAUGUCAAUGAGUGAAAUAAGUAUUUGACCCCUUCGACUUAGUACUUAGAAAAGGCUGCUGCUUUCAAACAGCACUGAGGGUCCUCACAGGCAGUGUGGGGCCAGUGGCAGACUUAGAAGAGUGGCUUACAUAGAAACAUAGAAUGUGACAGCAGAUAAGAACCAUUCGGCCCAUUUAGUCUGCCCAAUUUUCUAAAUACUUUCAUUAGUCCCUGGCCUUAUCUUAUAUCUAGGAAAGCCUUAUGCCUAUCCCACGCUUUCUUAAACUCCUUUACUGUGUUAACCUCUACCACUUCAGCUGGAAAGCUAUUCCAUGCAUCCACUACCCUCUCAGUAAAGUAAUACUUCCUGAUAUUAUUUCUAAACCUUUGUCCCUCUAAUUUAAGACUAUAUCCUCUUGUUGUGGUAGUUUUUCUUCUUUUAAAUAUAGUCUCCUCCUUUACUGUGUUGAUUCCCUUUAUAUAUUUAAAUGUUUCUAUCAUAUCCUCCCUGUCUCGUCUUUCCUCCAAGCUAUACAUGUUAAGAUCCAUUGUUUUAUCCCGCAAUCCAUGAACCAGUUUAGUAGCCCUUCUCUGAACCCUCUCUAAGAUAUCAAUAUCCUUCUGAAGAUACGGUCUCCAGUACUGUGUAUAAUACUCCAAGUGAGGUCUCACCAGUGUUCUGUACAAUGGCAUGAGCACUUCCCUCUUUCUACUGCUAAUACCUCUCCCUAUACAACCAAGCAUUCUGCUAGCAUUUCUUGCUGCUCUAUUACAUUGUCUGCCUACCUUUAAUGUCUACUUGCCAGUUGAUAGUGGGCUAGUGGAACAUUUUGAGCCCUGGAUUAAAACAUUUCUUGAAUGCUCUCAAAAGUGUAAAAUUAUUCAUAUAUGAAUCUGCUCCCUGGACAUUGAGAUCAUCACGUUUGCCGAAGAGGAUUCGUGAAAUAUUAUAUAUAUAUUUUUUUUACUCUUCGGUCAUAGUUAUAAAUAAUACAGACAGGUUGUGAUGAGGAAAACUAUUUCAUGUUACAUCUUAUUACAGAUCUUAUAUAUAUUUUGCGUAGACUCUAUCCUGGUUAAUUAUUGUUAAAACACACACUCCUCCAGUCAGAACCUAUUAAUGCAAGUGUGUGAUACUGCUAGUUGUUCCCAUUGUCAUGUAAUUGACUGGAUUCUCUUCUCUAGGAUAUAUUGUAUCACAGAUAUUGACCCUGAUCAUCGGAAGCUCAACCAGUUGCAGGCUGUAACACGAUUCCUGAUGGGAGAAGACCCAGACUUGGAAUGUGAGUGUAGCAAGCAGUUACUAGCAGUGUCCCUGCCUCACGUUGGUUAUUCCACUGUUCCUGCCACACAUCCGCUGGGUUUCUCUUCCACGUAUCCACUAUUCAUCUGUGUCUCUGCCACAAAAUGUCUACUGCUUUGUGUCCUUUCCUCCAUUUGCCACACCUGUUUCCCUGCCACAACACCUCUACGGUUGUGUAUCAUAGUGGAAUGUGGAAUGUGGAAGACCAUCAUAUAAUAUGAGUUGUGAGGCACAAAUAUCAUAUAGUCUCUUUGGAACUGAGAUAAGAAUGCUGAUGUCCAAUCUCUUUUUGUAGGUGAUGAGGAGCUGGUGCAGGAAGUCCUGUUUGAUGCUGUGGUCACGGCUCCAUUAGAAGCUUACUGGACACAGUUAGCCCUUAAUAUGUCAGGGUAAGUAACCCCAUUUAUAUCAUAUGCAAAGAUUCAGCUCUUUCAGUUCAUUAAAUACUGGAUUAUGUGUCUACAAAAAGGUGAUGGAGAGAUUAUUGAGAAAGUGUUGACAAUGGCUUCAGUGCUCGACUGUUAUUUUGUAUUUUGAGACAAGCUGUUAUAAACUGUCUAUUUUGAAAUUUUGGAAAUACUGUCAAAUUUGGUAAAUGAGUAAUUGAUUAUUCUUGAGAUAGUAUAGUUACGGUUAAGAGUGGCAAAAGGAGUAAUGGUCUUAAAUCGGGCAUACUACAUCUGGUAGUGAUAGACAAAUAUCAUUCUUCUUAGAGUCUCCUAUGAAGCCAUCUUUUCUGUCAGAACACAGAGCCAAAUUAAUUUUGUGGGUCUUAGGCAGGUGACCACCUUUUCUCAAUUCCCUCAUGCCUCACAUACUGCCAUUAAAUAUUCAACAAACAUGGGGGGUCAGCAUCCAACUUCAUAGCACCAUAAACAAUACAAUUAGCUGCAGUGCUUAUGGUGCUUAGAGUUUCUCUUUAAGAAAUGUCACAGACGAUUCCGCAGUAAUCUGAUAUGGAUAGCAAAAUCAUAGUUGCAGUGGCAUUUGAAUGAAGCAAUGUUUUAUGGUUGUGAUAUUAGUGAUGCAGACAAUCAUCUUUUUUAUUUGUGUUGCCCCCGAUGGUGUAAUAGAGAGAUAUUUUCAAACUCCAUGAAUUGAGUUCCUGUGUUUAUGAACGUAAGGCCACAAUAACUGGAGGUCAAAAGUUUCUACAUUGUUGUUUCAUUAUGUUUGUUGUUUUUUUACAGCCAAGUAGAAGGGGUAGAGAUUGCUUUCCUGGGAACACGGGCUGGACUGAUGAGGAAAACUUUUUUUGUAGGAACUGAGCAACUCUCCAAUAAGUAAGUGCAUUUUGCCAAUACAAGAAUUCUGGUUUUCUAGAUGAUACUAUAGGAUGUAAUUCAGAAGCAAAUACUAUAAUUCAGUUACAGAUUUGCAGAUUUCUGAAUUUAAUUAAAAGUAAGCUAUCAUUAACCAAAAAUAAUUGACACCUGGUAACAAUAAACAUAUAUCAGGUUUUUUUAAAUUUAAUAAUAGUGCAACACAGACAGAAAAUAGUUGAAAAAAAUAUUUGGCUGGGGCGGAGCCUGACUGCGAAGCAGCCGCGGGCGCCAUGAGCUCCUGCAUGACGGGCACCAAACGAGACCAUAACAGCAGCCAUGAAAUCGGGAGACACAACUGGGUGCACUACCCUUAUUGGGGAGGCACCACCGAAGCGGCAGACACAAUCCCGAAGCCCAUCGGCCACAGGGGCACUGGAAACCAUAUGCGGCCUACUGGUGUUAAAGCUGGGGCGAGACGGCCGCUCUCCCCAGCCCAGAAGACACCAAGCAGCCACAACAGCACCCUACUCCCCGCCCCCCACCCUUGGACCAGAGGGAUCCCAUUCCCCAAGGGGAAAGCACACUGCGGCAGAUGGCAAAUUCACCAGCCUUACCGCCCGCGGGGAAGAUGCGCCACCAAGGCCCGACCAAGAUGGCGGAUCGGAGGCAACCAGAUCCUAAAAUUACACACAAACCCAGACCAACGACAGGGCCCCUGGAGGCUUUUUAUAAGUAAUGUAGGAGUUUCUGGGCUCUACUCUGUCAUCGGGGGCUAACCCACGGUCAAGCAGUGAAAACAGUGGCCCCCUGGAUCUGUCCUGCGACCCGGCGCCGACACUAUGGGCCCUGCCACGAGCUCCAAGAGCAUCCACCCAGCAACUCAACCGCCAGCAUCCAAUAAAGCGGACGGGGGUGCUGCUCCAAAACAGAACCGUCAGUACAUCCAACCUGCCUACCACCCAGCUGUUCCUGCGAACCUCGACCAACAAGACGCCGCCCUGCGCUUGAGACCUCACAAAGCCUACUGUAACGCUGACCUAGUCGCGGCAAGACUGCUCAACGACUGGCGGAACCGGCGAAGAGUCCAACCACGACCCACCGGAGAAGGAACCCCGAGGGGGCACCAACCUUGCCACGCGGAUGAUUCCAGCACCCGAGAGACUCACACACAGUGCCAGCAGCUCAGCAGAGCAGGCAUCGGGUGAGCACUGAUGAAUCUACACACAGAGGCCUAGACUCUGCUUCCAAGCACCGGACGGGGCUCCUGAGCAGCAGUACAUUACAGACACUCAGGGCACCGAGUUAUAUUGCCCUACUGACUCUCUCUGUCUCAUCCCUUCUGCAGCUAUCUAAGCAGAGACGGGCGAUCUCCACAGAACUCUCGUUAUACGUAUAGCUCUAAUGUUUUUGCUAGUUGCAAGUACUCCUAAUCUAUGCUUGAUAUUAAUAUGUUUUCACAUACCCACUAGCUUGCCCCUAGACAGCAUGCAACUGGCGGGGACACAUAACGUAGCCUGCUCAUAUGCUUUGCCCUAAUUUAAGGUUGCCACAUCAGGCUUCAGGCGACUUACAUAGUCAGGCAACGGAGGUUCACUCCCACAUGAGACACACCACUGCGGGAAUCACCUGCUUGGUACAGGAUAAAUGUUUUCUCCUGAAAAUUCAAUGCCACGCAACCUCCACCUCAAGCACACCACCUAAUGCCAAACACAUGACUAGCCUAGUUUUUACGUUCACACACUACCACUGAAUCAUAGCCUGCUACUCUGCUAACUAUAUAUCAAAAUAGGAUGUGUUUCGUACAAACUAGCAUACCUCCCUAUAAUGUUGAAGCAUGCUAUUCCUACCACUCAAAUAUAGAAUUUGUGCAAGUAUCUAAGUAUACCCCAUUGUUACAAUUGUUUCCGCAAAAGCACAAGGAAUGCCUUCGGGGUACCUCGCGCAUGUCUUUUAACUUGAAAUGCACUGCAAAAAAAACUAAUUUAAAAUUAUAUAUAUACAUAUAUAUUUGGAAGGGAUUAAAAGAGACAACCAGCUCCCUCCUGGUUAUUUAUUUAUUACUGUUUUUCCAGUCAAUGAAUAAGACUCCACAGGCUAAUCCCCUAAAACAUCAAUUCGUUAGAACUUAGAUUAAAAGGAAUUUGAUUUGUUUGACCCACCAAAAACACAUUUGCUUUUGACCACUUUGUAGAACAGAACACUGGUAAAUCAUCCUCAAUGUCAUCUUACUAAAAAGCAUCCUUAUGACGAGACCACCACCUGGUGGUAGGAAAUAGACGAUACGCUAACUCUGUAAUGGUUUUAGAGACAACUGUUAGACUUGCAGAGGUUAUUUACUAAAGUAUGAAAUGUUUUCAGUUUGGCCUGAAAUUAAACAAAAUAACCUUUCAUUCAUAUUGAGUUAAACCUUAAGUGAUUAAUUUUGAGAGUUGCACAUACUUCUUAAUGAACUUUCUCUAAUUUCAACUUGAUAAAUUAGACAUAGACAUCUCCAAUUUUAUUGAAUCUGUAUACAUGUGUUGAUUCUAAAGGUCAGUAGUUUAACCUAACCAGUAAAUGUUCAUGUUUGCAUCACUUUUAGAUUUUUUGUAAAGGCCCAUUUUAUAAAAUGCCUGUGGACUGCUGGCCUGUCAUAUACACAUAUAAUGUUACAGUUCAGAUGGGUUCUGUGUGCAUAAUAUAAUUAAUCUGUUAUCUUCAAAAAGCUAGAUUAUUUCCCCUGCAUGUCAUAUUUUAUAUCAAGAUAAAUAAUGAAUGGUGGCUAAAACUGUUGCAAAAAAAUGUUAAAUUGGUGAAAAUAGAGCAUUAGUCAUAUUUGUACUUCUUGUGUAAUUUAAGAUACGUACGUAUGAUCCCUUGCUGACCCCCUUGCUGUACACGUCUGUCAAGGAUAAAGGCCACUUGGCAUUAUUCCCCCCGUACAGUAUGUAGAAAGUGAGCUGAAAACAAAAUCUCAAAAACUUAAAUUUUGCAGCUCCAUUACUCGGGUGCUGUAGAUGGCUUUUACAUUUGGUUUUACCAGGAUUGCCUCUAUAUACACAGAGUAUACUUUAUACAGAUAAAGAUUUAAGUUAUUUUAAAUAUGUGUGCUCAGUUUAUAGAUAACAUUGUGCAAGAGACAUUUAGAUUGGUUUAGACAAUGUGUCCACAGCUAAACAAGGUUAUGUUCCUUUGUAGGAAGUUCCUGCAUUAUGAGGAGAAGGAGAGUAUUUUUACCAUGGAUCAUUUUCCUCUGUGGUACAGACGGGCUGCAGAGCAUCCUGCUGGGAGUUUUGUCUUCCAUGUUCCAACAGAUGACAACCCAGGUAAUGGGGCACUAUUUAGCUGUGCUGCUAAAGCAUCUGAUAUUAAAGACCUGAAGCAACUAGAGAAUUGUACAACGUUUCAGGAAAGACUAAUGUAAAAUGUCAAUUUAAAACAGUUAGGCACAGAACAAACAUUAUAUACAUAUAUAUUAUAGUAUAGUACAUUUUACUAAUAUAGAAAGACUUGUUUUCCUCUGUUAUAAUAAAGAAUACAUUGGGCCUUCUUAGAACAUUGAAUCUUAGAACAUUGAAUCUUAGAACCUUAAUUUUCUCUUCUUGAGAACGGUGUAAAAGAUGAUGUUGACUAGAGAUAAAGGAUGGUGUUCAUUAUGUUAGCAAGAAAACCCCCAACUACAUAGUAACAUGUGUUCCCACGCUAUACACGAAUUGGCUAGGCUCGCAGAAAUGUGAAGCUAACCCAAAACGUGUUGCUAGAACACAGCUUAACAACAUUGUGUGAAUUAUGUGAAUAGUUUAUAUCUUUCUCAACAAGAAUCUAGAACAGAAAUACACCCACAAUCUAUAUGUUAUUGGAACAGAAGUUAACCAACAAUCCAUAUGCUUCUAAAACAAAACAAUGUCUAAAACUGUUACCAGAAGAGAUCCUUUGCCAGAAUUGUAUGUUAAUAGAAGAGAACCAUUCUAAUGAUACAGAUACUACUACAACACAAUCAGAUUCUACAUGUUACCAAAACAAUCCCAACAAUAAAUGUAGUCAACAGAAGUGCACCACUACUAGAACAGAGUUGUUAGAACAGAUCCAAACGAAGAACUUGUCUAUUAAUAGAACAGAAGCCCACCCAGAGUCUCUUAGAAGAACAGCACCGGAUCCAGAAUCGGUUUGUUACGGGAAUAGACACCAAAUCUGUAUUAUAUAACAACUAUAACAAACAAGUCUAGAAUAUGUAUUCGAGAACAGAUCGAUAUCUAGAAAGCACAGAACAUUAAAACUAAACUGUAACAAAAACAGACAGAGCUAUGUCAAGAAUAUAUUAUUUAAUAAUAUAAUUAUUUACUUAAACAGAACAAUGCAAUACUUUAUAGGGAAUGACAGUAGAAAAUGCCAUGAAUCUCUUACAAGAACAAAACAUGUCAAUACUGGGAGCCGGAGCCCAAAAUAAAGAAAAUUGUAUAUUCUGGAUUUGGUGAAAAUGGCUGUGGACAGAUCCAAACAUAGCAUAGGAGCUAGGUGAUCAAAGGGAAAAAAAAAUUAAUCAGGUUGGUGAAUAAGAGUUUAGAUUACAUUAGCUUAGGGCAUUGUAGGAUCACAGAGAUGGGCUGUCACAUACACUGAACAAAAUUAUAAACACAACACUUUUGUUUUUGCCCCCAUUUUUCAUGAGCUGAACUCAAAGAUCUAAGUCUAUCUUUUUAUAUGUACACAAAAAAGCCUGUUUCUCUUAAAUAUUGUUCACAAAUCUGUCUAAAUCUGUGUUAGUGAGCACUUCUCCUUUGCCAAGACAAUCCAUCCACCUCACAGAAGUGGCAUAUCAAGAUUAGACAGCAUGAUUAUUGCACAGGUGUGCCUUAGGCUGGCCACAAUAAAAGGCCACUCUAAAAUGUGCAGUUUUACUGUAUUGGGAAGAUUCGGGGGGGGGGGUCCGAAAACCAGUCAGUAUCUGAUGUGACCACCAUUUGCCUCACACAGUGCAACACAUUUCCUUCGCAUAGAGUUGAUCAGGUUGUUGAUUGUGGCCUGUGGAAUGUUGGUCCACUCCUCUUCAAUGGCUGUGCGAAGUUUCUGUUUAUUGGCAGGACCUGGAACACGCUGUCGUAUACGCAGAUCCAGAGCAUCCCAAACAUGCUCAAUGGGUGAUAUGUCUGGUGAGUAUGCUGGCCAUGCAAGAACUGGGAUGUUUUCAGAUUCCAGGAAUUGUGUACAGAUCCUUGCAACAUGGGGCCGUGCAUUGUCAUGCUGCAACAUGAGGUGAUGGUCGUAGAGCUAUGGCACAAUAAUGGACCUCAGGAUCUCGUCACGGAAUCUCUGUGCAUUAAAAAUGCCUUCAAUAAAAUGCACCUGUGUUCAUUGUGCAUAACAUACGCCUGCCCUUACCAUAACCCCACCGCCACCAUGGGCCACUCGAUCCACAACAUUGACAUCAGCAAACCACUCACCCACAUGACGCCAUACAUGCUGUCUGCCAUCUGCCCUGUACAGUGAAAACCGUGAUUCAUCCGUGAAGAUAACCUCUCCAAAAUGCCAGACACCAUUGAAUGUGAGCAUUUGCCCACUCAAGUCGGUUACGACGACGAACUACAGUCAGGUUGAGACCCCAAUGAGGACGACGAGCAUGCAUAUGAGCUUCCGUGAGACGGUUUCUGACAGUUUGUGUAGAAAUUCUUUGGUUAUGCAAACCGAUUGUUGCAGCAGCUGUCCGGGUGGCUGGUCUCAGUUGAUCUUGGAGGUGAAGAUGCUGCAUGUGGAGGUCCUGGGCUGGUGUGGUUACACGUGGUCUAUGGUUAUGAGUCCUGUUGGAUGUACUGCCAAAUUCUCUGAAACGCCUUUUGAGACGGCUUAUGGUAGAUAAAUGAACAUUCAAUUCACGGGCAACAGCUCUGGUGGACAUUCCUGCUGUCAGCAUGCCAAUUGCACGCUCCCUCAAAACUUGCAACAUUAAAACUGCACAUUUUAGAGAGGCCUUUUAUUGUGGCCAGCCUAAGGCACACCUGUGCAAUAAUCAUGCUGUCUAAUCAGCAUCUUGAUAUGCCACACCUGUGAGUUGGAUAGAUUAUCUCGGCAAAGGAGAAGUGCUCACUAACACAGAAUUAGACAGAUUUGUGAACAAUAUUUGAGAGAAAUAGGCCUUUUGUGUACAUAGAAAAAGUCUUAGAUCUUUGAGUUCAGCUCACGAAAAAUAGGGGGCCAAAACAAAAGUGUUGCAUUUAUAAUAUUGUUCAGUGUAGAUACAGGAUACACUAGAAAAGUGUUAAGACAGCACUUUAAAGAUGCAGAAACCCUAAAUUACAAUCUGAACAGGGGAGCAGGAAUGUGCAUACAGGACUAAGCCUGGAGCGGAAGGACAAGGAUAACAAGUAAACAAAUUUAGCAAGUAAACCCUCAGCAAAAGAGCGGGAAGACAUGGCAAGAGCAUUAUAAAGGGUGAAAUCAGAGGAUAAAUAUGGAUACGUAUAACAGUACAGAACACAGGGGACUGGUGCUAAAUGUGCAACCAUAUAUGUGCACAAAAUGGCCUGCAUGUUUUAAUGACCAGGGAAUCAGUACACACGCACACUUCUGAGAGCUAUGAUAAAGAUAUGUGCAAGUCACUCACACUCGACAGUUUCACAACAUAUUUAAGACUUGUCAGUGUACCGAGAAUUUAUAGAACCAUCCAAGAGCCUACAUGUUGCUAGAACAUAAAUAUAGUCUGAAUCCAUGUGUUACCAGACCGGAUUCACACCGCAAUUCUCCAUAUACUUAUAUAUCACUAAAGAAGAUCUACCUGAACAGAACCACUCCAAGAAUCUCAAUUACUAGAAAAGACCCAUGUCUUGAAUCUGGAAUUUACCUCAGUCGCAUCCAGAAUCUUUAAGCUAUGUGAACAUAUUCAUAUCCAGGUCUUACAACUAGCUAGAACAUAUCCAGAAUAUAUUUUGCUGGCACGAACCAUAUCCUGAAAAGCAUGUUAGUAGAAUGGAGACAUAAAAUCUGUUGGAAGGAGGCUGUUUUUAUAAUGUGUUUAUUGAAUAUCAUUCCAGACUACAUUCUUAUUAUAACUUGUUAUACCCUUAAGCAUGGAAAUUCUCUCCACCAAGUCCUGUUGCAAAGGAUAUUAUUUUUCUCAGCCUCCUACCUCCCUUCCAUCUUACAGAUCAUAAUCCCAGCGAGAACGACAUUGGUGAGCCCCCUCUCCAGCCAAGCAUCCCGGAUGAGCAGAUUCUUCAGGGUAUCUCUAGUAAUUCCACCUUGUUCACUCAACUGAAUGUCAUGCCUAUACAGGCAUUUUAGCCUGCCUGACAUAGCUAUGCCAUCUUCACUUCUCAAACCCCAAGUCCACUUUCCAAUGCCUCGCAUAACCCAUAAAUUCUAGAGAGAUGUGUUCCAUUCAUGCCACAGCCCAGCAAGCUGGUAUCAUGGCAUCCUGACAUGGGAACGCAUAGCAUCCUCACAUUCCUCCUUGUGGACAUCAUAGCUAUAUUCCUGCUCAUAUGUUAUCAUUCAUUCAUGUUGCACAUAGAGCGCAAGGAAUGCUUAUAAGCACUGGUUAAUACUCUGUUUUUUUUUAUUAGUAUUGAUUGAUAAUUGAUGGGGUUUCUUCCCAGAUUGCAGAUUGUUUCUGUUUUCCGACGCUGUUUAGAAUCACUAGCAAGCCAAAAUUGCUUGUGUUUUUUGUUUUGUUUUUUUAAUUACAUUUUUUAGUGAAUGCGGGUUCUGUGCCAUCAAGAACGUUUAUAUCUCAAAUGGGCUAUUGUUCCCUGUGGCAGCAGUCAUGCUGUCUGUAAGGACUCCUGGGAAAAAGCAAAAUCAGGAAAAAAGACAUUGAUGAAUUCAGGUCCAAUUCAAGAGUCCAUUCAUUGUCCUUUUUCUAAAUAGAUCCUAGAAUACAUAGCAUUGACAUAGAAAGCCAACCAUUGGCACCAGAAUGCCGUUUCCUGUGGUUAGUUAAAGUGUUUGCUUAGUGGAUGUAUUCCUAUGGAUUAAGUGAUUCCUUUGGAAACUUAUGUGUCCUGGCGGCUGGAUAAGGAGUAGUAAGGCAAAAAAUAGAAUUUUGAACAUGACAAUUAUAGUGGUAAUAAUUAUGGUAUGUUAUUAUUCAGGCUUUGCCAUGCAAGACACUGUAAAGCACAUUGCUGCUUCCUUACGGUAGAUGCAAUAUAAUAAUUCUAAAUUCUGUUAAAACAACUUUGUUGUUUGUGAGAUGAAACAAUAUAUUAAACACUUGAUUGAGCUGACUUUCUGACAGCCUAUUGAUCAAGGUUUGAAUGCGGCCGACUGAUUAAAGAUUUAUCGUAUUUGGAAAAACAAAUGUGUUUUGCUAAAUCUAAACUAAAAUGUGUCAAGCAAGGCUUGCUGAAAUGCUAAGUGCCAUAAAACUGUAAAUUUGUAACAUACUCAUUCUCCCGCUUGUUUUAAAAGCUUUCUUUACAGAGUAACACACAGCGGAUGGCUAAAUAAUGUUAUUUCAAGAAAGCGUGUUACCGUUUCAAUUUGGUUUAAUCGCAUGUCAAAGUAAGGAUAAGGGAUUUUUUCACGCUUGAUAUGUAAAAGCACGAUUUUAAGUUACCUUGAAGCCCUGCAAUGGUUUGAUUAUAACUUUUCCAGCUGAAAUUCCAACAGAAUUUCAGAAGAUGCCAUAACCUUCAAGUAGCUUAGAGAUCGUUAGUAAUUAUAUAGGAAUUGCGGUCAAAUAACUGGGGACUAUUGCAAGAUCUUGGUCAUGGAAAAAACACCAACAUAUAAUUUUAUUUCUUUGAUCCCCAAGUAUAUAUGAGGUUUAAAAUUAAAAUACCAUGUGAGGUAUAAGACAGUAUGCAAUACGUGCGUCUCUGAGACAAAUGUAAUUGUGAUUUAAAAGAAUCUAUAAUCAAAAGUUCAUUUUGACCCAUGACAAUUUGUCAUACACAGUCUGUGAAUUCUCAAGACAGAGAUUCACUAAAUUUAACUUUGGUGACUAGCAUAAUAUCUAAACUCAUCAUGUUUUGUCUACAUUUAAUAAAUAGAAUAAUGUGAUAUGUUCAUAUGCCCAGCCACUACCUCCAACAUGGGAUUAAUGUAGGGUGACUUGUCAAAUUGGGGAUUCACUGAACACUCACAGCUAGUUCUAUGGUGUUUCCCUGAGUUAAACACCUAAACGUUGUUUACAGUGUGAACAUGGAGCGUAAAAAUUGGAUUAAUCCGUUCUGCUGGAAGAAGUCCAAACAAAUAUAAACACAUGAAGCUUUAAAUGCAUGGUCUCACUUGGUCACAAAGCAGACCUGUCAUCUGAAACAGAAUUCACAUUAAUAAGCAAAGCAUUUAAAAAGUGUUACUUUCUUUUAAAAAAAAAUACCAAACUGUAUGAGGUAUUAAUAUUUUUUAAUUUAAUGUUUUAAAAGGUGUCCAAGCUUUGGUGUCAUUUGUUUAUGCCAGCCUUUCACUCGUUGAUUUACUGUAAUGUCAAAAUGAUCUCCAAAUAUUCACUGAGAAAAAAUGCAACUAUACAGAAAGUCAGGCAGGGUGAAAAAGACUCUAGACCCAAUGGUUGUGCAUCCUGCUGUGCACAGGGAGACAAACAUGGCAGCCUGUUCUUGAUUUCUAUUUUCCUUCUUGUGUCGCAUGACGAUACACUUUUUUUGGUGGUCCACUAUAGUCUAGCACUGAUAUUGCCCCAUGUGCAGCUCACCUAACAUGCAGGAAUAAUCCAUCCAUUGCUUCCUUACCAUGUAAUGAUAAGACAUGCUUCAUCCGAUGCAGCAAAGUCUCUAAUACAGUAUACUGCCAUUAUACUGUAUAGAGCAAACUCAGAUGCAGUGUCACAGAAAUAAUCUCUGAAUUCUUUUCUCCCUCCCUCACCUUUUGGGACCAGCUUGCAUCUACUACCUGCUGCUUCAUAUCACCUGCUAUGUUAUUUCCCAAUCUCUUUCUUUCCAGGAAUUAAAAUGCAGUUUUGGGAGGAGGGGGAGCGGCAUUAUUGUGGGAGUGACUUUUUUAUGUUCAAGCGGUACUCAAUAAAUAUUCUUCCAAGUAAAUGAGUUUUAUAUCAAUGCAAAGUCUGGUGACCAGCUGCCCUCCAUUUGAUGAUGGACUGCGACUCCCACAACUUUAAGCCAAUCUUUAUUUACUGAAGGGUGGUAUGUGUCAAAAUCUGUCCCCAUAUGGAGGCCGAGAGGUUAUCUCGCAGUUUAGUAAUUGGUUGUUGCAAAAAUGACUUUUCAUUUCUUAAAUUACUUAUCAUUGAAGCUGCAAUUUCAACCUCGUUAACAAGCAGUUCUCAUUAUAGCUGUCAUAUGCCUUUCAAGUAUUGGGACUUUCUUGGACUAAGGUUAGGCCCUAUUAAUUGUGGGGUGCUUUAGUAAACACAUUCUUUGGGGCUAUUAGUGGUAAAAUGUAGACUUUAAAAUACAUAAACAGAAAUCUAUUUCCACUUAAAAUACAGGUUUUAUGUCUUUUAUGGGAAAAAUAUGGGCAUUUGCCCACACCAUACAGCUGCAUUGUGCUAAGCCCAACAUUGCAUUAACAUCUCCUGUUCAUGGAUCUUAAUCUACUUUUAUACAUUCAAAAUUCUGUCUGCAUUUUUCAUUGUAUCCACUGGAGCUUAGCCAAUGUUCAUUGCCUUAAAGAAAAAUAUGAAAUUUAUUAGACACCAGUAUUUUUUUGCCACAAGAAAAACUAGAUGAGGAGAGAACUGUCCAACAAACCUGUGUGUGUCCCAAUCAAUUGUGAGAGGCAAAUGCCAAUCCGUAAUAAAUUCUGUUUGUCUUUUCAGAAGGAGGUCCCAAGCCAGAAGUGGUAACAGUCAGCACAGCCAUAUCUGUCACUGUGCACAACAAAACAGCCAUUGCCGCAGGUAGGACACACUCUGUAUGUUGUAUGUGAAGAAUAUAGGAUGGUUGCCUUUGAAACAGAUUUACUGUAGGUUGAUGAUAUAUGAUAUUGAUAUGUGACUACUGUGCCUGGAUGACCUCAUCUCCCUUUCAAGGUGGGGUACGUUUCUGGAAAAUGUAUCGUUACAAAUACUUCACCAUGCAAAACUGUUUCUUAAACAUACUCUAAAAGACCACAAAUGUUCCUUCUUCUAUUGGUAUGCUCAUUUGAAUGGAAUUGGAUUACCUUUAAUUUCAAGGUACAGUGAGGGAAAAAAGUAUUCGAUCCCCUGCUGAUUUUGAACGUGUGCCCACUGACAAAUAAAUGAUCAGUCUAUAAUUUGAAUGGUAGGUGUAUUUUAACAGAGAGAGGCAGAAUAACAACAACAACAAAAUACAGAAAAACGCAUGUCAAAAAAGUUAUAAAUUGGUUUGCAUGUCAAUGAAUGAAAUAAGUAUUUGACGCCUUCGACUUAGUACUUGGUGGCAAAACCCUUGUUGGCAAUCAAAGAGGUCAAACGUUUCUUGUAGUUGGCCACCAAGUUUGCACACAUCCCAGGAGGGAUUUAGUCCCAUUGCUCUUUGCAGAUCCUCUCCAAGUCAUUAGGUUUUGAGGCUGACAUUUGGCAAUUUGAACCUUCAGCUCCCUCCUCAGAUUUUCUGUUGGAUUAAGGUCUGAAGACUGGUUAGGCCACUCCAUGACCUUAAUGUGCUUCUUCUUAAGCCACUCCUUUUUUUGCCUUGGCUGUGUGUUUAGUAUCAUUAUCAUGCUGGAAUGCCCAUCCACAACCCAUUUUCAAUUCUCUGGCUGAGGGAAGGAGGUUCUUACCCAAGAUUCGAUGGUACAUGCCCGUCCAUUGUCCCUUUGAUUCGGUGCAGUUGUCCUGUCCCCUUAGCAGAAUAACACCCCCAAAGCAUGAUGUUUCCACCUCCAUGUUUGACGGUGGAGAUGGUGUUCUUGGGGUUAUAGGCAGCAAUUCUCCUCCUCCAAACACGGUGAGUUGAGUUGAUGCCAAAGAGCUCAGUUUUGGUCUCAUCUGACCACAACACUUUCACCCAGUUCUCCUCUGAAUCAUUCAGAUGCUCAUUGGCAAACUUCAGACGGGCCUGUACAUGUGCUUUCUUGAGCAGGGGGACCUUGCGGGUGCUGCAGGAUUUCAGUCCUUCACAGUGUAGUGUGUUACCAAUUGUUUUCUUGGUGACUAUGGUCCCAGCUGAGACCUCCGGUGUAGUUCUGGGCUGAUUUCUCACCGUUCACAUGAUCAUUGAAACUCCACGAGGUGAGAUUUUGCAUGAAGCACCAGACCGAGGGAAACUGGCCAUUAUUUUUUGUUUCUUCCAAUUGCGAAUAAUAGCACCAACUGUUGCCACCUUCUCACCAAGCUGCUUGGCUAUGGUCUUGUAGCCCAUUCCAGCCUUAUGUAGGUCUACAAUCUUGCCCCUGACAUCCUUGGACAGCUCUUUGGUCUUGGCCAUGGUGGAUAGUUGGAAUCUGAUUGAUUGCUUCUGUGGACAAGUGUCCUUUAUAUAGGUAACAAGCUGAGAUUAGGAGCACUCCCUUUAACAGAGUGCUUCCAAUCUCAGUUCGUUACCUGUAUAAAAGACACCUGGGAGCCAGAAAUCUUGCUGAUUGAUAGAGGUUCAAAUACUUAUUUCACUCAUUGACAUGCAAAUUAAUUUAUAACUUUUUUGACAUGUGUUUUUCUGGAUUUUUUUGUUUCGUUAUUCAGUCUCUCGCUGUUUAAAUACACCUGCCAUUAAAAUUAUAGACUGAUCAUUUCUUUGUCAGUGGACAAACGUUCAAAGUCAGCAGGGAAUUACAUUCUUUUUUACCAUCACUGUAUUCUUCAUGAAAGGGAACAAGAAAGGCUGCUGAAGGUUGACUGAUUCUAUCACGUCUGCCUUGGAUCUGCACACAAUUAUAUAUUGGCCAAAAUCAGCAGGGGAUCAAAUACUUUUUUCCCUCACUGUAGAUAGUGGCCUUUAAGGACCAGAUUGAAGAUCAUCAUCGUGCAAGGUAGCAUUACAUUUAAAUGUGUUACUCUUACACACUUUGAAAAAGCUCAUUUUGGCAAAUUAAACUGUCUUAAGUGUUCAUGUACAAGUGUUCAUCAGGGUCUAGCAUUUACCAGUACAAGUUAGCCAGUAGGAUGUACUCUGAAUAGGGCUAACAUUAUCUGUCCUACUGCUAUACCUUUGUGUGUAUAAAACCAUCAACUGCAAAACAAGUUGAAAUAAUAUUUCUGCCUAUCUACAUAUACUACUGGUGUAGAUUUCACUUUUGUGUAAACCUAGUGUUUUUUGUAAACUGUUAAAAUGAAUAUAGCCAAUGAAAACCUACACAUGUGAUUACCACAUCAUUGGCUGCCAACGAGUAUUUGGACCAUUAUAAAAAAAAUGUUCCUCUGUACAGAAGAUGGAGACACUUUUACUGAGAAUAACACAAUCUAUGCAUAUUAUGUGUGGAAAUGAUUACAGUAUUACCUCAGAUUUUAUAGUAAUGGUGUGUGGAAGUUUUUCCAUCCUAUUAUGACUUUGAAAGACAAAGUUAUAGGCACAAGAGGUAUAAAUAGCGCAAGGUUUACCAGGAUUGUUAAAUCAUCUCUGUGCCCCAUAAGGUAGGUGUACAGCUUUACGCGGGCUUCACGUCACCAAUGUGGCCAUAAGAAUGCUAUUGACAUUUGGGUUGAGUUAUGUAAACAAUGACAUAAGAAUGAUUUGACCGAUUAAUUUAUAAGUUAAGCUGCAUCAUUAAUUAUGCAUGAACAAUGCGAAUCCCAAGGCAUGAGUUACAUAAAAAAUGGCACAGGGUUGACACUCUUCAUGAACAUUUGAGUGUAGCGUCAAUAAUGAGAUUAGAAUGACCCAACCCCAGAGCAGUGUUAAUGCCAUUAAAAUGUGGUGUAAAAAAUGAGACCAUGUUGAAGAGAACUGGCUCCAGCAUGCAUGAUAGUACCACCCACAUGGCAGGAAGCUACUGGCUUAUGUGGAAAAUGGCAAUGAAAAUGCGAGCCAGACUGGGUGCAGUGUCCUCAGUGUCUGAAACCUAUGACCACUCUUGGCUGUAGCCUUUCCAAUAAUACAUUGUACCUCAUAUUCCUCCUGCUUCUCUACACUCACUGAAGUAGGCGUAGAUAUACACACAAGAGGUCGGAAGACAGCAACAAUUGGCAAAACUCUUCUGGGAUAUGGCCGUUCUAUUCAGGAUGUCCUGUACUUACUUCCAUAUAGACUGUACAUUGGCCUUAUCUGAGAAUAUCCUGGGAAGGGCACUGGGCUAAAAUCAGUAGGCAACAAUGAAAACUAUACCCAUAGACCCAUGAGGUCAGUGAAGUAAGCCAGUCCAAUCAUCCUGAUGCAGAGAUGAGAAACAGCACAAGUAUUGUUGCUGAACUGGUUGGCACACUCUGCAGCUCCAUUAGUCUAAAGAUGGUCGGUGUAAGAUAAGGAAAGGUUAAUACCAAUCUCAGAGAAGAACUCCCACAAAAACAGGAAGCAAACUGGGUGCCCCAAUAAGAUCAAAUUUCCUUAAAUAUUGGGUCUAAACACCUCUUUGGCAAAGAUGCCAGCCAGUUGUUCUGAGGAUGGUAGUUUCUUAACAGGUAAAAAUUGGGCCAUUUUGUAGAAACUGUCAACAAUCACAAGGAUGACUGAGUUGCCUUCAGUUUGAGGCAAGGUUGGCAAUAAAAUGAAUGGUCAAUAACUUGGAGGGUACAGAUAAUGACAACAGUAAGACAUAUGGUAUUUGUGUAGAAGACUUAGACUGCACACAAACCUGACAGGCUUCAACAAUAUCAGUAACAUCCUUUCAUAAGGAUGGUUACCAAUAAGUCAAUAUAGCUUUAUAGGUUUUGUUAAUACUAGAUGGCCUGCUGUUUCGGAGCAAUGGUAUAAGAACAACACCUCUAGCUCAUCGUUAUCUGGAACAAAUAAUUUAUCAGGGGAACUUUCAGAUGGAGCUUGGUCUUUAUAAGAUUUAAUUAUCUCUAGUAAGUCUAAAGAUCAAGUGGUACAUGUGACUGCAGUUAUUUGUUCUGAGGGAUAAUAGGAACGACCUCUGUCUGUUCUACAUCAAGAGACUCAAGUUGUCUAGAUAAGGCAUUAGCUUUUGUGUUACAGUUAAUGUUUGGUAAUUGCGAUGUAGGACAGAUUUUUGCAAUCCGUGACACACAGACAAGUUAUUUGAGAAGAAACAACAAGGAUAAAGGUGCUGAUCAUGUGCUGCUCUUUGAGACAAAACUGCACCCCCUUCAGAUUCAGAUUCACCAACAGAUUUGAAGGGAUCUGGAUGGACUAAGAUUUCUGCAAUAGAGAAGGCGGAUUUAAGCUUCUUGAAUGCAGCAAGUGCUUCAGGUGUCCAUUUAUGUGGAUUAACACCUUUCUUAGCAAUGAUAGUGGAGAAGUUUUUGCGAGGUUGCUGCAAAGGCCAUGAAACAACAGCAUCCAGUUUAGAGGGAUCCUCUUAG
This is a messenger RNA of Pelobates cultripes (western spadefoot toad), 51744 nucleotides long. Lineage: Eukaryota; Metazoa; Chordata; Amphibia; Anura; Pelobatidae. The record is from the annotation of a GenBank genome assembly.